UUCAGUUCGUUUUCAGCGCGCGUGCGGUGCGGUUCUCUGCCAAGUGGGCUUCUCUUCCCUGUGUGUCAAGUGUGUGAAGUCUGGAUAAUCUAACAGCGGAGAUCAUUGCCUUAUUUGAAUGGGGCGGGCUCAUCCUAACGGCCAUCGUCUAAUUGUUGCAGUGAAAGUUGCCGGGCAUUUUUCAGCAAUUUUACCCCGUGAAAAUUCCGAAAAACCAAACGCGCGCAAAGCAAUCAAAAGUGUUCAAAAGAAAAGCGUUCAAUAUUGUUAAGCACAACAAUACGUUUCAAAAAUAUCUAUAAAAAAUAUUCCAGUGUCUGUGAGUCGUCGUCGCUGCGCAGAGCCAGUGUGUGUGUGUGUCUUUCUGCGCUUUUGACGGCAAAUCGCUUUUGGCAGCUGCUUUGGCAGCAGCCGAGUAAGAAACAAGGCUUUUUCGCUGGCGUCGCUCUUCGUUGGCAGCUGUUGGCAGUAUGAACUGAUUUUGGCCGAAAGUUGAUGAAUAAAAUGCAAAAAUGAAAAUAUUUUUGCCACUAGUCACGUGGAUAGUGCUACUACUCUCGAGUGCAGUACAUUCACAAUAUUCACAACAACCGCAACCAUUCAAGACGAACUUGAGGGCGAAUAGUCGGUUUCGCGGCGAGGUCUUCUACCUGAACCUCGAGAAUGGCUACUUUGGCUGCCAAGUCAACGAGUCCACCGAAUAUCUGCAGCUAUUCAACCUAUCGAAACUAUGCGACGGCACCCAAGACUGUUUCCUGGGUGCCGAUGAGUUGAGCAAAGAGCUCAAAUGCACAAAUGACUGUGAUAAGGAUGGCACCCAGUGCACACAUGGCGCGUGUUUGAACGGCGUCUGCCAUUGCAAUGACGGCUACGGCGGUUGCAAUUGCGUGGACAAAGAUGAGAACGAAUGCAAACAGCGGCCGUGCGACGUGUUCGCCCAUUGCACAAACACACUGGGCAGCUUCACGUGUACCUGCUUUCCGGGCUAUCGCGGCAAUGGCUUCCACUGUGAAGACAUUGACGAAUGCCAAGAUCCCGCGAUAGCAGCGCGCUGCGUGGAGAACGCCGAGUGCUGCAACCUGCCGGCGCACUUCCUUUGCAAGUGCAAGGACGGCUACGAGGGCGACGGCGAGGUCCUCUGCACGGAUGUGGACGAGUGCCGCAAUCCGGAGAACUGCGGCCCCAACGCCCUGUGCACCAACACGCCAGGCAACUACACAUGCUCCUGCCCGGAGGGCUAUGUGGGCAGCAAUCCGUAUCGGGAGGGCUGCCAGGAUGUGGACGAGUGCUCGUACCCGAAUGUCUGUGGACCCGGUGCCAUAUGUACGAAUCUCGAGGGCAGUUAUCGCUGCGACUGCCCGCCGGGAUACGACGGCGAUGGACGCUCGGAGUCCGGCUGCGUGGACCAGGACGAGUGCGCCCGGACGCCCUGCGGCCGGAAUGCGGACUGUGUGAACACGGACGGCAGCUUCCGCUGCCUGUGUCCGGAUGGAUACAGCGGUGACCCAAUGCACGGCUGCGAGGAUGUCGAUGAAUGCGCCACUAACAAUCCAUGCGGUUUGGGUGCUCAAUGCGUGAACAUGGGCGGUAGCUUCCAGUGCCGCUGUCCCGCCGGCUUUGUGCUGGAGCACGAUCCGCACGCGGAUUUGGUGCCCCAGCAGAGCCCCCAACAAUUGGGCUACGGGCCGGGGGCGACCGAUGUGGUGCCCUACCAGAGGACCUCGGGCGCCGGUCUGGCCUGCCUGGACAUCGACGAGUGCAACCAGCCGGACGGGGUGGCCAAGUGCGGCACCAAUGCCAAGUGCAUUAACUUCCCCGGCUCGUACCGCUGCCUGUGUCCAAGCGGAUUCCAAGGACAGGGCUAUUUGCACUGCGAGAACAUCAACGAGUGUCAGGAUAAUCCGUGUGGGGAGAACGCGAUCUGCACGGACACCGUAGGCAGUUUCGUGUGCACCUGCAAGCCGGACUACACCGGUGAUCCGUUCCGCGGAUGUGUGGAUAUCGACGAAUGCACCGCCCUGGACAAGCCGUGUGGACAGCAUGCGGUGUGCGAGAACACCGUGCCCGGCUACAAUUGCAAGUGCCCGCAGGGAUACGACGGGAAACCCGAUCCCAAGGUGGCCUGCGAGCAGGUGGAUGUGAACAUCCUGUGCAGCAGAAACUUCGAUUGCACCAACAACGCGGAGUGCAUUGAGAACCAGUGCUUCUGCCUCGACGGCUUCGAGCCCAUUGGCUCCAGUUGUGUGGACAUCGAUGAGUGUCGCACCCACGUGGAGGUCUGUGGUCCCCAUGCCCAGUGCCUGAACACCCCCGGAUCCUAUGGCUGCGAAUGCGAGGCGGGAUAUGUGGGCAGUCCGCCCAGGAUGGCCUGCAAGCAGCCCUGUGAGGAUGUCCGAUGUGGAGCCCAUGCCUACUGCAAACCGGAUCAGAAUGAAGCCUACUGUGUGUGCGAGGAUGGAUGGACGUACAACCCGAGCGACGUCUCGGCGGGAUGUGUGGACAUCGAUGAGUGCGAUGUGAUGCAUGGACCCUUCGGAAGUUGUGGUCAGAAUGCCACGUGCUCGAACAACGCGGGAGGAUUUACGUGUUCCUGCCCACCGGGUUUCUCGGGAGAUCCGCACUCCAAGUGCGUGGAUGUGGACGAGUGCCGCACGGGAGCAAGCAAAUGUGGCGCUGGGGCUGAGUGCGUGAAUGUACCAGGAGGUGGUUACACCUGUCGCUGCCCCGAGAACACCAUCGCCGAUCCCGAUCCCAGUGUGAGGUGUGUGCCCAUUGUGAGCUGCUCCUCCAAUGACGAUUGUCCUGGCAACUCCAUCUGUGAUGACACCAAACGUUGCCUGUGCCCGGAACCGAAUAUUGGUAAUGACUGCCGUCACCCCUGUGAAGCCCUCAAUUGUGGAGCACAUGCCCAGUGCAUGCUGGCCAAUGGACAGGCCCAGUGCCUGUGUGCUCCGGGAUACACUGGAAACGCUGCUCUCCCAGGAGGAUGCAAUGACAUCGAUGAGUGUCGGGCUAAUCCUUGCGCGGAGAAGGCCAUCUGCUCAAAUACUGCUGGAGGAUAUUUGUGCCAGUGUCCCGGAGGAUCCAAUGGAGAUCCGUAUCGCGAGGGAUGCAUUACCUCCAAGAUGGAGGGUUGCUCCGACGCCAAUCCCUGUGCGACCGGUGAGACCUGCGUCCAGGACUCGUACACCGGCAACGGUGUGUGCAUCUGUCGACAGGGUUACGAACGGAAUCCGGAGAACGGUCAGUGCCAGGAUGUGGACGAGUGUUCGGUGCAGAGAGGAAAGCCCACCUGUGGACUGAAUGCUCUGUGUAAGAAUCUGCCAGGAAGCUAUGAGUGCCGCUGCCCACAGGGUCACAACGGAAAUCCCUUCAUCAUGUGCGAGAUCUGCAAUACCCCUGAGUGCCAGUGUCAAUCUCCUUACAAGCUGGUUGGCAACAGUUGUGUCCUGUCGGGAUGCUCCACGAGUGGACAAGCAUGUCCCAGUGGCGCUGAGUGCAUCUCCAUUGCCGGUGGCGUUAGCUACUGUGCCUGUCCCAAGGGCUACCAAACCCAACCGGAUGGCAGCUGUGCCGAUAUCAACGAGUGCGAGGAACGUGGCAACCAGCUGUGCGCCUUUGGAGCUCAGUGCGUAAAUACACCAGGAAGCUAUAGUUGCCACUGCCCCGAAGGAUACCAAGGAGAUGCCUACAAUGGCUUGUGUGCUAUGGCACAGAGGAAAUGCGCUGCCGACAAGGAGUGCGCCACUAAUGAGAAGUGCAUUCAGCCGGGAGAGUGUGUUUGCCCACCACCUUACUUCCUGGAUCCCCAGGACAACAACAAGUGCAAGAGCCCCUGCGAACGAUUCCCAUGCGGCAUCAAUGCCAAGUGCACGCCCUCGGAUCCACCGCAAUGUAUGUGCGAGGCUGGAUUCAAGGGAGAUCCGCUGCUGGGCUGCACGGACGAGGACGAGUGCGCCCAUCUGCCAUGCGCCUAUGGAGCCUACUGUGUGAACAAGAAGGGUGGCUACCAGUGCGUCUGCCCGAAGGACUACACCGGAGAUCCGUACAAGAGUGGCUGCAUCUUUGAGAGCGGCACCAUAAAGACAGUUUGCCUGAGCAACGACGAUUGCGCCAGUAAUCUGGCCUGCCUGGACGGAAGCUGCGUGAGUCCAUGCAGCAGUCUUCUAUGUGGGUCCAAUGCCUAUUGCGAGACGGAGCAGCAUGCCGGCUGGUGUCGCUGCCGAGUUGGAUUCGUGAAGAACGGCGACGGAGACUGUGUCUCCCAGUGCCAGGAUGUGAUCUGUGGCGAAGGAGCACUCUGCAUUCCCACGAGCGAGGGACCCACCUGCAAGUGUCCACAAGGACAGCUGGGUAAUCCCUUCCCCGGCGGCAGCUGCAGCACGGAUCAGUGCUCGGCCGCCAGACCCUGUGGCGAGCGACAGAUCUGCAUCAAUGGAAGGUGCAAGGAGCGCUGCGAGGGCGUGGUCUGCGGUAUUGGAGCCACCUGCGAUAGGAACAAUGGAAAGUGCGUCUGCGAACCGAACUUUGUGGGCAAUCCCGACCUAAUAUGUAUGCCUCCCAUCGAGCAGGCCAAGUGCUCGCCGGAAUGUGGAGAGAACGCUCACUGCGAGUAUGGAUUGGGUCAGAGCAGGUGCGCCUGCAAUCCCGGAACCUUUGGUAAUCCCUACGAGGGCUGUGGAGCGCAGAGCAAGAACGUCUGCCAGCCGAACAGUUGUGGACCCAAUGCCGAGUGCCGUGCUGUGGGCAACCACAUCACCUGUCUGUGCCCACAGGGCUUCAGUGGUAAUCCCUACAUUGGCUGCCAGGAUGUGGACGAGUGUGCCAAUAAGCCAUGUGGCCUCAAUGCAGCCUGUCUGAAUAGAGCCGGAGGAUUCGAGUGCCUGUGUCUCUCGGGACAUGCUGGAAAUCCCUACAGCAGCUGUCAGCCCAUCGAGAGCAAGUUCUGCCAGGAUGCCAACAAGUGCCAGUGCAACGAGCGAGUCGAGUGUCCCGAUGGCUACAGUUGUCAGAAAGGCCAGUGCAAGAACCUCUGCUCACAGGCUUCGUGUGGCCCCAGGGCCAUCUGCGAUGCCGGAAAGUGCAUAUGUCCCAUGGGAUACGUUGGAGAUCCACAUGAUCAGGUCAAUGGAUGCAGUGUUCGUGGUCAGUGUGGCAAUGAUGCUGACUGCCUGCACUCGGAGAUCUGCUUCCAGCUGGGCAAGGGUCUGCGCAAGUGCGUUGACGCCUGCUCCAAGAUUCAGUGUGGACCCAAUGCCCUCUGCGUGGCCGAGGAUCAUCGUUCCUCCUGCAUCUGCUCCGAUGGUUACUUUGGCAACCCAAGUAACCUGCAGGUGGGAUGCCAGCCGGAGAGAACGCUGCCCAAGGAGGCGGAUAAAUGUAAAUCGGAUCGGGACUGUGAACGGGGAUAUGGCUGCCAGGCCAGCGUUCAUGGUACCCGGGAGUGCGUUGACCUUUGCUCCAAUGUCGUCUGCGGACCCAACGAGCUGUGCAAGAUUAACCCAGCUGGACAUGCGAUUUGCAACUGUGCCGAGAGCUAUGUCUGGAACCCGGUGGUCUCCUCCUGCGAGAAGCCCUCGCUGCCGGACUGCACCAGUGACGCCAAUUGUCCCGAUGCAUCCGCCUGUCGCCCAGAUGUCCUGGGUGUGCUCAAGUGCGUGGCCAUCUGCGAUGCCUUCACCUGUCCUGCGAACUCCGUUUGCGUGGCUCGCCAGCACCAGGGACGCUGUGAUUGCCUCAAUGGUUUUGUGGGCAAUCCCAACGACCGGAAUGGCUGCCAGCCGGCCCAGAAACACCACUGCAAAAACAAUGCCGAGUGCCAGGAGUCGGAGGCCUGCAUCAAGGAUGAGGCCACUCAAACACUCGGCUGUCGACCAGCCUGCGAUACGGUCAAGUGUGGACCCCGUGCCGUUUGUGUCACCAACAACCAUCAGGCGCAGUGCCAGUGCCCACCUGGUCCAUUUGCCGGCGAUCCAUAUGAUCCCUUCAAUGGCUGCCAGAGUGUUUCUUGUGUCUACAACCAUGACUGUCCUCCGAGCCAGAUGUGCAACCGGAUGACCCACACCUGUUUCGAUGUGUGCGACGAGGAGUCCUGUGGUGAGAAUGCCAUUUGUUUAGCCGAGGAUCAUCGUGCCGUGUGUCAGUGCCCACCAGGAUUCAAGGGAGAUCCACUCCCGGAGGUGGCCUGCACCAAGCAGGGCGGUUGUGCCGCUGGAACCUGCCAUCCCUCGGCCAUUUGUGAAGUGACCCCGGAGGGUCCGGUCUGCAAGUGUCCGCCACUCUUCGUUGGCGACCCCAAGUCGGGUGGCUGCCGGCCAGAUGGUCAGUGCCCGAAUGGAGACGCCGACUGCCCGGCCAACACUAUCUGCGCGGGAGGAAGAUGCCAGAAUCCCUGCGACAAUGCCUGUGGCUCGAACGCCGAGUGCAAGGUGGUCAACAGGAAACCCGUCUGCAGUUGCCCCCUGCGAUUCCAGCCUGUUUCCGAUACGGCCAAGGAUGGAUGUGCCCGAACCAUAUCCAAUUGUCUCACGGAUGUCGACUGCGGAGGAGCAUUGUGCUACAAUGGACAGUGCCGCAUUGCCUGCAGGAACAGCCAGGAUUGCUCCGAUGGCGAGAGUUGCCUGAAGAACGUUUGUGUGGUGGCCUGCCUGGAUCACAGCCAGUGCUCCACGGGAUUGGCCUGCGUGGAGGGUCACUGCACCAUCGGCUGUCGCAGCAACAAGGAGUGCAAGCAGGAUCAGUCCUGCAUUGAGAACAAGUGCCUGAAUCCCUGCCAGUCGGCCAGUAGCUGUGGUCCCAAUGCCCUGUGCAGCAUUGCCCAGCACCGGAGCCAGUGCAGCUGCCCGGAGGGAUUCGAGGGUAAUCCCACUCCGGAGCAGGGUUGCGUGCGUGUGCCUGCUCCCUGCUUGGCCAGCAAUCAGUGCCCCAGUGGUCACAUGUGUAUUGGCAACCAGUGCAAUCUGCCCUGCACCAAGACCUCCGCCUGUGCGGUUGGAGAACGUUGCUACCAACAGGUGUGCCGCAAGGUGUGCUACACCAGCAACAACUGCUUGGCCGGAGAGAUCUGCAACUCGGACAGGACGUGCCAGCCGGGCUGCGACUCCGAUGCCGAUUGUCCACCCACCGAGCUCUGCCUCACCGGAAAGUGUAAGUGCGCCACCGGAUUUAUUGGAACUCCCUUCGGCUGCUCCGAUAUUGAUGAGUGCACGGAACAGCCCUGCCAUGCCAGUGCCCGAUGCGAGAAUCUUCCGGGAACCUACCGAUGCGUAUGCCCCGAGGGAACUGUCGGCGAUGGAUACUCCCAACAGGGUUGCGCGCAGCCCAGGCAAUGCCAUAAACCAGACGAUUGUGCCAAUAACCUGGCCUGUAUUCAAGGAAAGUGCACUGAUCCUUGUCUGCACACCGUUUGCGGAUUAAACGCCCACUGCCAAUCGGAGGGACAUGAAGCGCUAUGCAGCUGUCCAGCUGGAUUUUUGGGUGACCCCAACGACACCGGAGUGGGUUGCUUCAAGGUGGAGUGCAUUGACCACGUGGACUGUGCGGCAGAUCGUGCCUGCGAUGCGGAAACCAAUCGCUGCAUUAAACCCUGCGACCUGACCAGUUGCGGAAAGGGCAAUUGCCAGGUGGAGGAUCACAAGGCUGUGUGUGCCUGCUACGAAGGCUAUCAGUUGGUCAACGGAGUGUGCGAGGAUGUCAACGAGUGCCUGUCGCAACCAUGCCACAGCACCGCCUUCUGCAACAAUCUGCCGGGAAGCUACAAUUGUCAGUGCCCGGAGGGUUUGAUUGGAGAUCCCCUCCAGGCCGGUUGCCGGGAUCCCAAUGAGUGCCUGAGUGAUGCGGAUUGUCCCGCCUCAGCCAGCUGCCAGAACUCCCGAUGCCGUAGUCCUUGCGAAAGGCAGAAUGCCUGUGGAUUGAAUGCCAAUUGCCAGGCGCAGGCCCAUCAGGCCAUUUGCACUUGCCCCCUGAACUCUCGCGGAGAUCCCGCCGUAGAGUGUGUACACAUCGAGUGCUCAGACAACGACGACUGCUCCGGAGAGAAGGCCUGCCUGGACGCGAAGUGCAUCGAUCCCUGUUCCCUGCCCAAUGCCUGUGGAGCUCAGGCUCGUUGCUCGGUGCAGAACCACAUUGGUGUGUGCUCCUGCGAGGCAGGAAGCACCGGAGACGCCAAGUUGGGAUGCGUACAGCUGCAGUACUGCCAGCAGGAUGGACAGUGUGCCCAGGGAAGCAUCUGCUCCCAUGGCAUCUGCAGUCCCCUGUGCAGCACGAAUCGCGAUUGCAUUUCGGAACAGUUGUGUCUGCAGGGCGUCUGCCAAGGAACCUGCAAAUCGAACUCCACCUGCCCUCAGUUCCAGUUCUGCUCGAACAACAUUUGCACCAAGGAGCUGGAGUGCCGAUCGGAUGACGAGUGUGGCGAGGAUGAGACCUGUCUUAGUGAUGCCUAUGGUCGGGCCAAGUGUGAGUCCGUGUGCCUGGGACGGGCUGCCUGUGGCCGGAAUGCCGAGUGUGUGGCCCGUUCCCAUGCGCCCGACUGCCUCUGCAAGGAGGGAUUCUUCGGGGACGCCAAGUCCGGAUGCCGCAAGAUCGAGUGCAGCAGCGAUGAUGACUGCUCGAAUGACAAGAGCUGUGACAACCACAUGUGCAAGAUCGCCUGCCUCAUUGGACAACCGUGUGGAGAGAAUGCCCUCUGCACCACCGAGCACCACAAGCAAGUGUGCCACUGCCAACCAGGAUUCUCCGGUGAUCCGCGCGUGCGUUGCGAUGUCAUCGACUUUUGCCGCGAUGCUCCGUGCGGACCCGGAGCCCGUUGCCGGAACGCGAGGGGGUCGUACAAGUGCACCUGUCCCCCGGGACUCGUUGGUGAUCCGUACAACGAGGGCUGUCGCAGCUCCGUCGAGUGCGAGACCAACGAGGACUGUCCCCCGCACGCUGCAUGCACCACAACCAAUGGGGUGGCCAAGUGCCGCGAUGUCUGUGCCCAGCUGCAGUGUGGUCCCAAUGCGGAAUGUGUUCCGAAGGGCCAUGUGGCGCAGUGUGCAUGCCGCAGCGGCUACGAUGGCCAACCCGCCGACCGGGUGGCCGGCUGUAAGCCGCUGCCCGUUCCCUGUCAGGUCACCGGCGACUGUCCGACCAACACUUACUGCUCGGAUAGCGUCUGCAAACCUGCCUGUGUUCUGGACACCGAGUGUGGAGCAUCCGAGGUGUGCCAGGGUGGCCAAUGCUUCAAUCCCUGCCUGCAACCGCAGGCUUGUGGACAGAACGCCGAGUGCGUGAUACAGAAUCACCUGAAACAGUGCCAUUGCCCGGAGGGCUUCACCGGUGACUCAGCCAAGGAGUGCGUGCGUGUGCCGGUGGCCUGCGAUGUGGACUGUGCUCCUGGAUACACCUGCCGUGACUCCAUGUGCCUGCCUGUGUGCCACAACGAUCUGGAGUGCGCCUCCAAUGAGAAGUGCCUCAAGGGCAACUGUAUGCUGACCUGCCGAGUGGACAACGAUUGCUUCCUUGGUCAUGUUUGCCUGCACAACAAGUGCGUGUAUGGCUGCCAUGUGGACGACGACUGCAGUGCCUCCGAGUCCUGCCGCAAUGAUAAGUGCGUGAACCCGUGCGUGGAGAAUCCCUGUGGUCCCAAUGCCGCCUGUUCGGUGUCCAACCACCGGGCCAGCUGCAGCUGCCUGGAGAGCAUGGUGCCCAAUCCCACGCCCCAGGUGGGCUGCGUCCGUUCGCCCCCCUUGGAAUGCCGCGAGAAUCGCGACUGUGGCAAUGGAUUGGCCUGCUUCGAGUCGGUCUGCCGACCCCUGUGCGCCGAUGAUGCCGGCUGUUUGACCAACGAACGCUGCCAGCAGGGAGUUUGCAAGCCCCUCUGCCGCCACGACAACGAGUGCGGUCAUGGUGAGCUCUGCCUGGGUCUGAACUGUGUGCCUGGCUGCCGCUCCGACCAGGGCUGCCCCCAGGACUUGUCCUGCGUGGGCCAGCAGUGCGUGGAUCCCUGUGCCGAUCCCACAGCCUGCGGCACCAACGCCCAAUGCCAGACGAUCGAUCACAGGAAGCAGUGCUCUUGCCCGGAGGGUCUGGAUGGCAAUGCCAAUGUGGCCUGCAAGGUGCCACGCAUUGCUUGUGGCAGGAAUGAGGAUUGCCAGUCGAAUCAGCUCUGCUACGCGGGAAGCUGCCAAGGAAAGUGCAGGAACGAUCAGAACUGCCUGGCGGAUGAGCGUUGCAUGAGGGGCACCUGCAGGACCGUCUGCAACACGGAUGAGGCCUGUGCCCAGGGCCAGAUUUGCGAGAACCGCAUGUGCCAGACCGGAUGUCGUACGGAUUUGAGCUGUGCCAGCGACGAGGCCUGCGUGAACAAAAAGUGCCAGAACCCCUGUCGCACCCCGGGUCAGUGUGGCCAGUGUGCCGACUGUCUGGUGGUCAACCACGGAGUCCAAUGCCAGUGCCCCGCCUCCUUCAUGGGCGACGGCCUGACUGGAUGCCAACUGCCGCCGGAGCGCUGCCACCCUGGCUGCGAGUGCGAUGAGAACGGAGCCUACUGCGCCGCCAAGUGCUCGAGGAGCGAGGACUGCGCCUGCGGACAGCAGUGUGCCCGAGGCAAAUGCCGGAACAAGUGCGGACCCAAGCGUCAGUGUACGGUGGGUCAGCUGUGCGAGCGAGGAGCUUGCAUUGCCGGAUGCAAGUCGAACGGAGAUUGUGCCGCCGACCAGAGCUGUGUCAACGGAAAGUGCGCGGAUCCGUGUGCCAAUGAUAAGGCCUGCGGAAGGAAUGCCCUCUGCACGGUGUCCGAACACCGAAUGCUCUGCUAUUGCCCCGAUGGCUACGAGGGCGAGCCCAGCAAGGAGUGCGUGCAGUUCGAGUGCCGUGUGGACACCGAUUGUGACAGCAACAAGCGCUGUGACCAAGAAAAGUGCCGUAAUCCCUGCCUGGAGUAUGGAGCUUGCGGCACCAAUGCCCAGUGUCGGGUGGUGGGUCGCAAGGCCCAGUGCUCCUGCCCACCGGACUUCUUUGGCAAUCCCCUAAGCGAGUGCCGACCCCUGGAAGGAGGCUGCUCGAGCAAACCCUGUGGUGAGAACUCCAAGUGCACUGAGGUGCCUGGAGGCUAUGAGUGCGCCUGCAUGGAUGGCUGCAUCGGAGACGCCCACCAGGGCUGUCUCUGCGGUGGACCGCUGGUGAAUGCCUGUCAGGAUCAGCCUUGUGGCUUGAACGCCGCCUGCCGUGUGCUGGACAAUAAUCAAGCCGAGUGCUACUGCCCGGAGGACUUCCCCAAUGGAGAUGCCUACGUGCAAUGUUACUUGACCCCGCCAAAGCAGGACUGUCGCACCCAAGGAUGCGAAGUGGGUGACUGUGUGCGCCAGGGCUAUGAUUAUGUCUGCCAGCAGGACACCGAACAAUGCUACUCAGAUACGGAUUGUCCCAGUGAAAAGUCAUGCCUCCAAGGACACUGCAGCGAUCCUUGUACAAUGCGUGGCGUGUGUGGUUCGAAUGCGCUCUGCAAAACCGUACUGCAUCGUCCGCGCUGCUCCUGCCCCAGCUGCCACAUUGGCCGGCCGGAGGUCGAGUGCAAGCCCGAUGCCAAGUGCAUGUCGGAGGAUACGGAUGCCAAGACCAAGGAGCAGAUCCCAUGCUCCAGGGACACCGAGUGUCCGGAGACGUUGCAGUGCGGCCAGUACGGCCAGUGCACAGAUCCGUGCAACAAUCCGCUCUUCAUCUGCGAGAGCAACAAGAAGUGCGAGACGCGACGCCAUCAGCCGGUGUGCAUCUGCAAGUCUGGCUUCAUAGUGAACGAGUACGGGGAACUGACGUGUGCCCCGGAUAAGCGGGAGUGCUACCGCGAUGAUGACUGUGCCUCGAACAUGGCCUGCACCGAUGGCAAGUGCCGCAAUCCGUGCAUCGUGCCCCUGGGCAGAGCCGCCAUCUGUGCGGAGAACAAGUCCUGCGAGGUGCAGAACCACAAGCCCGUGUGCAUUUGCAUGCGCGACUGCCAGCCAUCGAUAUCGAUUUGCCUGCGCGACGCCGGAUGUCCGGCGAGCCAGGCCUGCCGGAAGCUCAAGUGCGUCGAUCCGUGCGAGUUUGCCUCGUGCGCACCCAACUCGCCAUGCAUUGUCGAGGAUCACAAGCCGAUAUGUAAAUUCUGCCCAGCUGGAUUUAUAGCCGAUGCCAAGAAUGGAUGUCAAAAAGCUAAGCCAGGUGGCAACUGUACCUCAAACGAAGAUUGCAGUGAAGCACAACAAUGUGGAUCGUCGGGACAAUGUAUCGAUUCUUGUCACACAUUCUGUUCGGGCGCAGUAAAGUGUGUUGCAUCGCGCCAUAGGGUUUCCAUAUGCAUUUGCCCAAGCACCUUGACAAAUACGACGGACACGGACUGCAUUCCGACAGAAAGGACUGUCGAAACUACAACCCAUCAAACUCAAACCACGACGGACUCGAUCAGCGUUAAGUACACUAUAAUGCAAUUGGCAAACCAAACUGAAAUGAGAACACGCUUUACCGAUAUUGAAGCCGAAAACGAAACCACUAUUUCUUACACAAGUACAACCGAAUCUUACAAGACGACAAAACAACUGUCGAUUGACGCUACUUUGACUAAACCAGAAAAUGACACUUUAAACCAAACUACUCUUAGUCCAUCGUCACUAACAUCUACGGUAACAGAUCAGACGACCCAAUAUCCUAGCCAAGUGACUACCGCAAAGGUCAUUGAAGAAGAUUCUCCUCCAGUAGGGACAAAGGAUAGGAGUAUGCCUUCCGAAAGUCCAGAAACAGCCACGACUUUCCCUCCUGGAACAACACCAGGUCAUAUGACUAAACAAACGACCGAAUCUACUGGGGAAGUACCAACCAGUUCUUACGAGAGCUCAACUCUUAGUCCAGGAUCUUUAGGAACCAGUGUCCCAUCAAUCACGGCCCAACCCACCACAAAUAUCCCUAUUGGUACAACGCACGGGCAAGUAACAGAACAGGCGACCCAAUAUCCCAGCGAAGUGACUACCGCAAGGGUCAUUGGAGAAACCACUCUUCCUGAAGGGAUGACAGAUAGAAGUAUUCCUUCCGAAAGUCCAGAAGCACGCACUACUUUCUCUCCUAACACAACACCGGGUCAUAUGACUAAACAAACGACCGAAUCUACUGGGGAAGUACCAACCAGUUCUUACGAGAGCUCAACUCUUAGUCCAGGAUCUUUAGGAACCAGUGUCCCAUCAAUCACGGCCCAACCCACCACAAAUAUCCCUAUUGGUACAACGCACGGGCAAGUAACAGAACAGGCGACCCAAUAUCCCAGCGAAGUGACUACCGCAAGGGACAUUGGAGAAACUGCUCUUCCUGAAGGGUCAACGGAUAGAAGUACUCCUUCCGAAAGUCCAGAAACACCCACUACUUUCUCUACUACUCUUCCUGAAGGGUCGACCGAUAGAAGUAUUCCUCCCGAAAGUCCAAAAACACCCACUACUUUCUCCCCUGACACAACACCAGGUCAUAAGACUAAACAAACGACCGAAUCUACUGGGGAAGUACCAACCAGUUCUUACGAGAGCUCUACUCUUAGUCCAGGAUCGUUAGGAACCAGUGUCCCAUCAAUCACGGCCCAACCCACAACAAAUAUCCCUAUUGGUACAACGCACGGGCAAGUAGCAGAACAGACGACCCAAUAUCCCAGCGAAGUGACUACCGCAAGGGUCAUUGGAGAAACUGCUCUUCCUGAAGGGUCAACGGAUAAAAGUACUCCUUCCGAAAGUCCAGAAACACCCACUACUUUCUCUACUACUCUUCCUGAAGGGUCGACCGAUAGAAGUAUUCCUCCCGAAAGUCCAAAAACACCCACUACUUUCUCUCCUAACACAACACCGGGUCAUAUGACUAAACAAACGACCGAAUCUACUGGGGAAGUACCAACCAGUUCUUACGAGAGCUCUACUCUUAGUCCAGGAUCGUUAGGAACCAGUGUCCCAUCAAUCACGGCCCAACCCACAACAAAUAUCCCUAUUGGUACAACGCACGGGCAAGUAGCAGAACAGACGACCCAAUAUCCCAGCGAAGUGACUACCGCAAGGGUCAUUGGAGAAACUACUCUUCCUGAAGGGUCAACGGAUAGAAGUAUUUCUUCCAAAAGUCCCGAAACCCCAACGACAACGACUGAAUUCGUAAGAAGCUGUAGAACAGAACAUGACUGCUUGGACGAACAGACUUGCUUAGGAGGGUUGUGCAUAUCGCCCUGUGAAUACUUUUCCAACCUGUGCACCGUGCAGAAUCUGACUACUUGUCGUACUUUAAACCACACCACAAUGUGCAUCUGCGAUACGGCCGAUGAUGUAAAUAGACCCGAUUGCUCUAUGAAAGCAGAAAUCGGUUGCGCAACGAGUGAUGAGUGCCCCUCCCAGCAGGCGUGCAUUAAUGCUCUUUGCGUGGAUCCCUGCACCUACAAUAAUCCGUGCGGCCGCAAUGAAGAUUGCCGUGUGUUCAACCAUAAUCCGCUCUGCUCAGCCGAACAUGGUCGCACACCUGGCUGUGAGCAUUGUCCACCAGGCGCGAACUGCGAUCCCACAACCGGAGCUUGUAUAAAGGCUAACGUAACAAUAACAACUAUUACUACCAAGAACUCCACAUCUACCAAGAUACCAACGAAACCAAGAACAACAGCUAACCCAAACACAGGCGUCAAAACGACGCCGACAACCACAAGGGUCUCCACAAGAACCACGACCACAACCACUACUACCACUUCCUCCACUAGCACUGAAUCGAGCACAAUCACAAGCGCUACUAACCAGACCAGUAAGAAUCACAAACCAGACACAGAAAGCACCACCUCCCACACCGAUGCCACGAGGCGCUAUCGCGAUGGUGAGAACAAUAUCACCGAUACACCAACUCCGAGGCCCACGAUCCAGACGACCACGUUGCGCGGCGAAGAUAUCAUAAGUGACAGUCAGAAGCGAUCCACUACGACGCCCAAAAUGAAGACCACCCGGCUGGAUACUUCGAACGAAGUCCCAGAUACCACGACGCCAUGGCCGAUCGAGUUGCCCACCAUGGAGGGCACCACCACGGAGGUCUACAACACCAUGAUUGCUCCGCUGGGCAACACCACUGACACCUCAUUAAUUAACCCAUGUACAAUAGAUACUAACUGUGCCCCUAACGAGCACUGUGAGAUGGGCCAUUGCCGUAAGAAAGGACAGCCGGGUUCACCGAAAACACCCGAACCCUGUCAAUCUAACAACGACUGCAUUGAGAGCGAGGCCUGUUACAUGGGUCUGUGUCAGGAUCCGUGCGAGUUUGCCAAGAUUUGUGCCGCGACGGCCAAGUGCACGGCCAAGAGUCAUCGACCAGUUUGCACCUGCCCGCAGGGCCAUGAGGGCAAUCCGAUGGUCAAGUGUAUAAGCACUCAAACCUCAAUUGAAUGCACUGACAAUUCGGACUGUGGUGUCACGGAGGCGUGCAUCAACCAGCUCUGCCAGCAUCCCUGCGAUGUCCAUGAUCCCUGUUCCACGAAUGCCGUGUGCAUCAACACCAACCAUGCAGCGGAUUGCAGCUGCGCGGAUGGCUUCCAGGGCAAUGGAUUUGUUGGUUGUCAGCCAGCACGUACCCAUGUCUGUCAAUACAACGAGGAUUGUCCGCCGACGAAGCUCUGCGAUCGCCUGAACCGGCGCUGCAUCAAUCCCUGCCAAGAGGACUCGUGCGGCGAGAAUGCCGAGUGUAUACCCGUAAACCAUGGAACUGACUGUCGCUGCCUGCCCGGGUUCCUCGGAAAUGCCUAUGUGCAGUGUCUUCCCAGUCAGGGUUGCCGUUCCGAUUCCGAGUGUGAUUCCAGUCAGGCCUGCAUCAACGGCAAGUGCUCAUCGCCCUGCCAGUGUGGAGCUUUUGCCCUCUGCGAUGUGGUCAACCAUCGUGGCGUGUGCAAGUGCCCUCCCGGCUACAACGGCAAUCCCCAGGUGGGCUGCAGUCCACCUCAGGACCCUUGCGACCCCAAUCCAUGUGGCUUAAAUGCCCUGUGCGAGCUGGACAAUGGCAACCCCAUCUGCUACUGCCCCAAGGGUCUUACCGGAAAUCCCUUCAAGAAUUGCAUUCCUGAGGGAGAUGAAUGCACGCCGAACCCUUGUGGACCCAACUCCGGAUGCCGUCGCGUGGAUGGUAACCCUAUUUGCUUCUGCCUGCCGGAGUACGAGGGUCAACCGCCGUCGAUUCCCUGUGAACUGCCCUCAAAUCCCUGCGAUCCGUCACCUUGUGGUCCAAAUACCCAGUGCUCCGUGCUCAGCAAUGGUUUCUCCAAGUGCACCUGCCUGCCGAACUACGUGGAGAGCCCGAACACCAUCCGUGGCUGCGUGGAACCCAUUAAUCCGUGCGAUCCCAAUCCCUGUGGAGUUGGUGCCAUCUGCGAUUCAUCGCGUCAGCCCGUCUGCUACUGUCCGGACAACAAGAUUGGAAAUCCCUUUAGGUUGUGCGACAAGCCAGCCGUUACUAUUGAGCUUUGCCAACCAGGACCUUGUGGCAGGAAUGCCGACUGUUAUGUGGCCGGAAAUCGCGAGGAAUGCUACUGUCGCUCCGGGUACGUGGGUGAUGCCUAUCAAGGAUGCCGUGAGCCCAGUCGCACAGUUUGCGAUCCCAAUCCCUGUGGACCCAAUGCCAACUGCGUGGUGGCCGGUGACGGACAGACCGCUUGCGUUUGUCCCGACGGCUUGUCCGGUGAUCCCACAUCCCUGAUUGGCUGCCAUGGCUACGAGUGCCAGGUGGACGCUGAUUGUCCGAACAGCAAGGCCUGCAUGGGCUACCGCUGUUACGAUCCCUGCCCCGGAGCCUGUGGCCAAGGAGCCCACUGCCAAGUGGAAGAACAUCACCCGGUUUGCUCUUGCAAUGCCGGAUUGACUGGCAACCCGGGAGUUCGCUGCUAUGCACUGGAUCAUCCCAAGACGAAUCCUUGCGUUCCAAGCCCAUGUGGAAGGAAUAGUGAGUGCAAGUUGCUGAACAACCGAGCUGUCUGCUCCUGCAUCCCAGGUUACUUGGGUGAUCCUCAGUCGGGAUGCCGGCCGGAGUGCGACAUCAACUCGGAUUGCGGUGAUUCCUUGUCGUGCAUAAACCACAAGUGUGUGGAUCCCUGUGCCGGAGCUAUCUGCGGCAUCAAUGCCAUCUGCAAUGUGCGCCAGCACACGCCAGUAUGUCUGUGCUUGGACGGAUUCGUGGGAGAUGCCUUCUUGCAGUGCGUGCCCAUUGGAAUACUGAAGAACGUUUCGCGGGAUCCGUGUGCCCCGUCGCCCUGUGGACCCCAUGAUGUUUGCUCGGUGUUCGGCGAUGGAGUGGCCCUUUGUGAUCCCUGCUUCGGUCCCAAUGCCCAGCAGAAUCCCCGCUGCCGACCGGAAUGUGUGGCCAAUUCGGAUUGUCCCUUCGAUCGCGCCUGUUUGGGUCAGCGCUGUCAGGAUCCCUGCCCUGGAUCAUGUGGCCGAAACGCCAUCUGCAAUGUAUACGAACACAACCCCGUCUGUGCUUGCCCCACGGGUCUAUUUGGAAACCCCUACGAACAGUGCACUACGCAGUCGGUGGUGGAGCCACCACCACAACCUAGCUGCGCCAAGCUCCGUUGUGGAGCAAACGCGGAGUGCAAGAGACAGCACAGCGGCCUGGCCUGCGUCUGCCGCAAGGGUUACUUCGGAGACCCACAUAUCGGUUGCCGGCCGGAGUGCGUGCUCAACAGCGACUGCCCGGCGGAGAAGGCCUGUCAAAAUUCCAAGUGCGUGGAGGCUUGUGCCGGCGUUUGUGGCAUCAAUGCCGUGUGCCGAGUGGUCAACCACGCCCCGGUGUGCAUCUGUGCCGAGGGCUACAGGGGAGAUGCCGCCAUUGCCUGUAAUCCCCACUACCUGCCCCCACCUGCAACGCGACCAAAUCCCUGUGAGCCAUCGCCCUGUGGUCCCAACUCUCGCUGCAAGGCUACCCCAGAUGGCUAUGCAGCCUGUUCCUGUCUGCCGAACUUCAAGGGAGCUCCACCAGUCUGCCAGCCAGAGUGCGUGGUUAGCACAGAGUGCGCUCCCAACCAGGCGUGUCUCAACCAAAGGUGUGCCGAUCCCUGCCCGGGUAUCUGCGGUGGUGGAGCCCGCUGCGAAGUGCUUAACCACAAUCCCAUUUGCUCUUGCGAAGUCAACUUCGAGGGUGAUCCAUUUGUGGCCUGCUCACCAGUUCAGGAUCCAGGUCGCGACAUCGCUGUGGCGAAGAACCCAUGCGUGCCAUCUCCCUGCGGACCGAACUCCAUAUGCCAGAUCAAACAGAACCGACCAGUCUGCUCAUGUGUGGCCAACUACAUUGGCAGCCCGCCGUAUUGCCGCCCAGAGUGCACGCUGAGCAGCGAGUGUCCUUCGGACAAGGCCUGCAUCCAGGAGAAGUGCCAGAAUCCGUGUGCCAACAUCUGUGGACACAACGCCCGUUGUACGGUCAUUGCACACUCCGCCCACUGUAGCUGCGAUGAUGACUACGAGGGAGAUGCCUUCAUCGGUUGCACCAAGAAGAUUACAGAGAGACCCCAAGACCACAUUGAUCCAUGCUACCCGAACCCUUGUGCUGAGAACGCUGUUUGCACACCUCACAACAAUGCCGCCCGGUGUACCUGCAUUGAGCCCUACAAUGGCGAUCCGUACAGCACCGGAUGUCGCCCGGAAUGUAUCUACAGCUCGGAGUGUCCUUCGUCGCUGGCCUGCAUUAAGCAGCACUGUCGCGAUCCCUGCAUUGCUGCCUGUGGAGCUAAUGCCGAGUGCGCUGUGGUGAACCACUUGGCCUCUUGCAGUUGCAUUCGAGGAUUCGAGGGUAAUCCCUUCGAAGGAUGCAAGCGGUUGCCUAUUGUGCGACCCGAGAGCGUGUGUGAGCCGAAUCCGUGUGGACCCAACAGCGUCUGUCGCACCGUCGAAGGACAUCCCACGUGCAGCUGCCAGGUUGGAUACUUUGGAGCUCCGCCUCAGUGCAGACCCGAAUGUGUGGUCAGCUCGGAGUGUGCCCAGCAUCUGGCCUGCAUAAACCAGAAGUGUACCGAUCCCUGUGCGGAGAAUUGCGGAUUCAACGCCAAGUGUCGCGUGAACAACCACAAUCCCAUCUGCUCCUGUCCACCCAACUAUGUUGGUAAUCCAUUCGAACAAUGUGUGCCGAAACCACCACCAGAAGCGGAACGCCAUGCGGACCCUUGCCUGCCCAGCCCAUGUGGCUCCAAUUCCGUUUGUCGCAAUGUUAACAAUAGAGCUGAGUGCUCUUGUGCCCCAGGAAUGUUUGGAGCCCCACCAAACUGCCGACCGGAGUGUGUGAUUAACCAGGAUUGCCCAUCGAAUCGGGCUUGCAUUCGUCAAAGAUGCGAAGAUCCCUGUAUCGGAAUUUGCGGCUUCAAUGCCGUGUGCUCCACUCAGAACCAUCAGCCCAAGUGCAGUUGCAUUGAGAGCUUCGAGGGUGAUCCGUACACCGCCUGCAGAAUGCGUGAGAUCGUGGUGCCAGAUCCACCCUCCGACCCAUGCUACCCAUCGCCAUGUGGUGCCAAUGCUAUUUGUCGCGUGCGCAAUGGAGUCGGCUCCUGCACCUGCAUCCAGAACUAUUUCGGUGAUCCGUAUAUCAAUUGCCGCCCAGAAUGCGUGCAGAAUAGUGAUUGUCCCGGCAACCGGGCCUGUAUCAAUAUGAAGUGUCGCGAUCCUUGCGCCAAUGCCUGCGGAUUCAAUGCCAUCUGCCGGGUGGCCCAUCACCAGCCUGUGUGCAGUUGUGAGCCGGGUUUCACCGGCAAUCCACUGCGCGCAUGCGUCGAAAGGCCCUCAAAUAUGUACCUACCCCUACCCAAAGACCCUUGUAGACCCUCGCCUUGUGGCCUGUUCAGCACUUGUCACGUGGUUGGGGAUCGUCCCGUGUGUGCCUGCUUGCCAGACUACAUGGGCGCUCCGCCCAACUGCAGGCCCGAGUGCAUGACCAGUGCCGAGUGUCCCUCGGAUAGGGCCUGUAUCAACCAACGGUGCAAAGAUCCUUGUCCCGGAACAUGCGGCUACAAUGCCCGUUGUCGCUGCACCAAUCACUCACCAAUCUGCAGUUGUUACGAUGGCUACACAGGUGAUCCGUUCCACCAGUGUGUGCCUGAAAGAAAACCACCGCCAAUAGCCGAUCCCAUUGUACCGGCCAAUCCUUGUGUGCCUUCACCUUGUGGACCCAACUCUCAGUGCCAGGUUUCGAGCACCGGAGCAGUCUGCUCCUGCGUAACAAACUACAUAGGACGUCCGCCUGGCUGUCGGCCGGAGUGCAGUAUCAAUUCCGAGUGCCCGGCCAGAAUGGCCUGCGUCAACGCUCGAUGUGCUGAUCCUUGUAUCGGAGCAUGUGGAAAUAACGCACUCUGCCAUGUCAGCCUGCAUGCCCCGGUCUGCAUGUGCGAACCUGGCUUCUCCGGCGAUCCAUUCUCCGGCUGCUACAAGAUCAUUGAGACGCCCAUUGAGGUGAUCCAACCCUGUCGUCCCAGUCCGUGUGGUUUGAAUGCUCUUUGCGAGGAAAGAAACCAGGCCGCCGCCUGCAAGUGUCUUCCGGAGUACUUUGGCGAUCCGUACGUCGAGUGUCGCCCUGAGUGUGUCAUCAACUCGGACUGUCCCAGGACGCGUGCCUGUGUCAACCAGAAGUGCGUGGAUCCGUGUCCAGGAAUGUGUGGCCACAACGCCCAGUGCGCCGUCUUUAACCACGCUCCCAACUGCGAGUGUCUGCCUGGUUACACGGGUAACCCCAUCGUUGGUUGCCACCUGGUCCCAGAAAUUCGAUAUCCCGACCCCAUAGUGCCCGAAAAUCCCUGCCAGCCCUCGCCCUGCGGCCUCUACAGCAACUGUCGUCCGGUCAAUGGCCACGCAGUCUGCUCCUGUGUUCCCAACUACAUCGGUUCCCCUCCCAACUGCCGGCCCGAGUGCAUGAGCAGCUCGGAGUGCGCGCAGGACAAGUCGUGCCUCAACGAGCGCUGCAAGGAUCCCUGCCCGGGCACCUGUGGCAACAACGCCCUCUGCCGCGUGGUUAACCACAACCCCAUCUGCUCCUGCAGUCCCGGCUUCAGCGGUGAUCCCUUCGUGCGCUGCUUCCCGCAAGAGAAGCGACCGGAAAUCAGCCAUGAUCGCACUAACCCGUGCGUUCCCUCGCCAUGUGGUCCCAACUCUGAGUGCCGGGUAUCUCCUGCCAAUGAGCAGGCUGUCUGCUCAUGCUUGCAACAUUAUGUGGGUAGGGCUCCGAAUUGCCGGCCGGAGUGCACCUCGGACUCCGAGUGCCCCGGCAAUUUGGCCUGCAUCAAUCUGCGCUGCCGGGAUCCGUGUGUCGGUACCUGCGGUAUCCAGACCACUUGUCUUGUAAAUAACCAUAGACCCAUUUGCCGCUGCAUUGACGGCUAUGCAGGGGACCCAUUCUCAGAGUGUAGUCCGAAGAUUAUUGUCCCGCCAGAGGUGGCACAGCCCUGCAACCCAAGUCCCUGCGGCGCCAAUGCUGUGUGCAAGGAGCGCAAUGGAGUUGGCUCCUGCUCCUGCCUGCCGGAGUACAAUGGAGACCCCUACACCGAGUGCCGACCGGAGUGUGUGCUCAAUAGUGACUGCUCGAAGAACCGCGCCUGCCUCAACAACAAGUGCCGCGAUCCCUGUCCCGGUGUAUGUGGCGUCUCUGCCGAGUGCCACGUGAUCAAUCAUGCCCCCAGCUGCAGUUGUCCAUCCGGAUUUACGGGCAAUCCCUCGCAAUACUGUCGGGAGAUACCAAAAUUGCCCGCUCCCGUUGAACCAUGUCGUCCUUCGCCCUGCGGUCCUUAUAGCCAGUGCCGUGAGGUCAACGGUCAUGCGGUCUGCUCCUGCGUUACCAACUACAUUGGCACUCCGCCUGCCUGUCGUCCGGAGUGCUCGGUAAGCUCCGAGUGUGCUCAGGACAGGGCUUGCGUAAACCAGCGCUGUGUAGACCCGUGUACGGGCAACUGUGGCAACGAGGCCAUUUGUAAGGUGACCAACCACAACCCUAUCUGCUCCUGCCCUGCCGGCUACAGCGGCGAUCCGUUCGUGCGCUGUGCGCCAUGGCAGGAGGAGCCGGAGCAGCCCAAGUCCAAUGAGAAUCCCUGUGUGCCCAGUCCUUGCGGACGCAAUUCCCAGUGCCGUGUUGUGGGUGAGACGGGAGUUUGCUCCUGCCUGCCCAAUUUCGUGGGCAGGGCACCCAACUGCCGACCAGAGUGCACCAUUAACACUGAGUGUCCCGCCACCCUGGCCUGCGUCAAUGAGCGCUGCCAGGAUCCCUGUCCGGGAUCGUGUGGCUUCAAUGCCUACUGCAGUGUGGUGAAUCACUCGCCCGUCUGCUCUUGCGACAACGGUUACACUGGUGAUCCGUUCUCCGGCUGCAAUCCGCAACCGCCAGCCGUGCCCGAUGAGCGCCUGACUCCCUGCCAACCUUCGCCCUGUGGCCCCAAUGCCGAGUGCCGUGAACGCAACGGAGCCGGCUCCUGUACUUGCUUGCCGGAGUACUUCGGUGACCCGUACAGUGGCUGUCGUCCGGAGUGCGUGGUGAACAGUGAUUGCUCGCGCGACAGGUCGUGCGUCAACCAGAAAUGCGUGGACCCUUGUCCAGGUGUUUGUGGUCUGAAUGCCCAGUGUCGUGUGUCCAAUCAUCUGCCCAGUUGCACUUGCCUGGCCGGAUACACUGGAAAUCCGUCGAGCGCGUGCCGUGAAAUUCCUCAGUUGCCCCCACCACCCGAACGGGAUGAGAACCCCUGUAGACCCUCGCCCUGUGGUCCCUACAGCCAGUGCCGCGAGGUCAGCGGCCAUGCCGUGUGCUCCUGCCUUCAGGGCUACAUCGGCUCAGCGCCCAGCUGCCGGCCCGAGUGCAUCAUUAGCUCGGAUUGCGCUCAAGAUCUCAACUGUCAGAAUCAGAAGUGUGUGGACCCGUGUCCCGGCACUUGUGGCAUCGAGGCGCGCUGCCAGGUCAUUAACCACUAUCCCGCAUGCUCCUGUGCCCCAGGUUUUACCGGAGAUCCUUUCAACCGGUGCACUAAGAUAUUGUUGGAGCCCCCACCCACCGAUAAGUCUGGUAAUCCCUGCAUCCCCUCACCGUGCGGACCCAACUCGAAAUGCCUCGAUGUCCGCGGUUCGCCUGCAUGCUCCUGUCUGCCCGAUUACCUGGGACGUCCGCCUAACUGCCGGCCCGAGUGCCUCAGUAGCGCCGACUGUCCUGCCAAUCUGGCCUGUGUGAACCAGCGAUGCUCGAACCCAUGCAUCGGUGCCUGCGGCCUGCACUCCGUGUGCACGGUCGUCAAGCACCGGCCGGCAUGCGAGUGUGUGCCUGGUUACACCGGAGAUCCCUUCUCCGGCUGUGCGAUCGUACAGCAAAUUGCCGUGCCGGAUGAGCCAAGGAAUCCAUGCAAUCCCAGCCCAUGUGGAGCUAAUGCCAUUUGCCGGGAGCGCAACGGAGCUGGCUCCUGCGCCUGCCUGCCGGAGUACUUUGGUGACCCGUACAGCGGCUGCCGACCCGAAUGUGUCCAGAACGACGAUUGCGAUCGCUCGCGUGCCUGCAUUAACAACAAGUGCCAGGAUCCAUGUCCCGGAGUCUGUGGCAUCAAUGCCGAGUGUAGGGUCCUGAAUCACGGACCGAACUGCAACUGCUUCGAGGGCUACACCGGAGAUCCGCAUCGCUCGUGCUCGCUGAUCGAGGUGGUUACCAGGCGACCGGAUAACCCAUGCCAACCCUCACCCUGCGGACCGUACAGCCAGUGUUUGGACACCAACAGCCAUGCGGUGUGCAGCUGCCUGGAGGGCUACAUUGGAGCUCCUCCUAGCUGCAAACCUGAGUGUGUGGUCAGUUCGGAGUGCCCCCAGAACAGAGCGUGCAUAAACCAGAAGUGCGAGGAUCCUUGCCGCGGAUCGUGCGGCAACAAUGCCAAGUGCCAAGUGGUGAACCACAAUCCCAUCUGUUCGUGCCAGCCCGGCAUGACGGGAGAUCCGAUUUCGGGCUGUGAGCCCACUCCUGAGGUCAAGAACGUGGAGAACCCAUGUGUGCCAUCGCCUUGUGGACCCAACUCCGUUUGCCGUAAUAUCGGCAACCAGGCAGCUUGCUCUUGCAAGACUAACUUCAUUGGACGUCCGCCCACUUGCCGACCGGAGUGUACGAACAACGACGAGUGCCAGAACCAUCUCUCCUGCCAGCAGGAACGCUGCGUGGAUCCGUGUCCCGGUUCGUGUGGGGCCAACGCCAUCUGCCAGGUUGUGCAACAUAAUGCUGUGUGCUCCUGCGCCGAUGGAUACGAGGGAGAACCGCUCUUUGGCUGCCAGCUGAUACCAGCCGUGAGACCAACUGAGUCGCCGACGUCGCCCUGCGAACCCUCGCCAUGUGGCCCGCAUGCCGAGUGUCGCGAGAGGAAUGGCGCUGGAGCCUGCUACUGCCACGAAGGAUUCGAGGGUAAUCCCUAUGAUGCCCAGCGAGGAUGCCGACGAGAAUGCGAGAACAACGAUGACUGCACCGCUGUCCAAGCCUGCUCUCGAUUCAAGUGCGUCGAUCCGUGCAACAAUAUCUGUGGCGACUACGCUAUUUGCACGGUUGACAAACAUGUGCCCACUUGUGACUGUCCGCCGGGAUACACUGGAGAUCCGUUCUUCAGCUGCAAGCCUGUGCCUGUUACUCCUCGUCCUCCGCUGAAUCCCUGCAAUCCGUCUCCUUGUGGACCAAACAGCAACUGCCGUGCCAUGAACAACCAGGCCGUGUGCUCCUGCCAGGCAGGAUUCAUCAACCAGCCGCCCAACUGCAAGCCCGAGUGCGUGGUCAGCGCCGAGUGCGCUCCGGAAAGGGCCUGUGUGAACAAAAAGUGCGUGGACCCCUGUCUGCACACCUGUGGCAUCCGAGCCAUCUGUACCACCAAGAACCACAGUCCCAUCUGUACGUGCCCACGUACUAUGACCGGAGAUCCGUUCGUAGAGUGCACUAGAGUUGCCAUCACCAAUGACAAUACUACACCGUCGCCGGAACCUGCAUCAUGUGUGCCAUCUCCUUGCGGACCCAACGCCAAGUGUCAGAUCGUGGGCAACAGUCCGGCCUGUUCCUGCCUGCCCAACUUCAUUGGAUCCCCGCCUCGCUGUCGACCGGAGUGCGUGUUGAAUUCUGAGUGCGGACCCACGGAGGCGUGCAUCAAUCAGAAGUGUGCCGAUCCCUGCUCCGGAUCCUGCGGAUUCGAGGCCAAGUGCCAUGUUCUCAACCACCUGCCCAUCUGCAACUGCAUCGAUGGCUACGAGGGAGAUCCGUUCGUGCGAUGCACCAAGAAGGAAGAAGAACGAACUCCGCCACCUGUCAAUGAUCCAUGCAACCCGAGUCCAUGUGGUCUGAAUGCGGACUGCUUUGCCGGCGAGUGUCGCUGCCAGAAUAACUACCAAGGAAACCCCUACGAAGGAUGUCGUCCGGAGUGCACACUCUCGGCCGAUUGUCCCAGGGACAAGGCCUGCAUGCGAAACCGCUGUGUGGAUCCCUGCCCAGGAAUCUGCGGCAACAAUGCCAUGUGCGAGGUGAUGAACCACAUUCCGGUGUGCUCAUGCGUGCAGGGCUACGAGGGUGAUCCGUUCGUGAACUGCCGUGUGAAAGCCGUCGUGGAGGACCCCAUAAUUGAGGCCUGUUCCCCAUCGCCGUGCGGAUCCAACAGCCAGUGCCGAGAUGUCAACGGACAUGCAGUAUGUUCCUGCCUGGAGGGCUAUAUCGGAGCACCACCUCAGUGCCGUCCCGAGUGUGUGGUGUCUAGCGAGUGCUCCGCUCUGCAGGCUUGUGUCAACAAAAAGUGCGUGGAUCCCUGCGCUGCUGCCUGUGGCCUGGAUGCUCGCUGUGAGGUCAUCAAUCAUAGUCCCAUCUGUGGAUGCCCACCUGGCCGAACUGGUGAUCCGUUCAAGCAGUGCGUGAUUCUACAACCGAUUCCCGCACCGGACGUCAAGACACCACCUCAAGAUCCCUGCGUGCCCUCGCCGUGUGGACCCAACUCUAUCUGCAAGCCAGAUAGAAAUGGACCCGUCUGCCAGUGCCAAGCCGAGUUCUUUGGCUCACCACCCAACUGCCGACCCGAGUGCAUCAUCAAUCCAGACUGCCAAUCUUCACAGGCGUGCAUCAACAACAGAUGCAGCAAUCCCUGCCCAGAGUCUUGCGGAACCAACGCCGAGUGUCGUGUCAUUGGACACGCAGUGUCCUGCUCUUGCCCACCUGGAUAUGCUGGCAACGCCUUCGUCCAGUGUGUACCACAGCAAGAGGAGCCGCCAAAGCCAUGCCAGCCAUCGCCAUGUGGAGCGAACGCCGAGUGCAUUGAACGGAAUGGAGCCGCUGCUUGCAAGUGUAUUGAUGAAUACCAGGGCAACCCCUACGAGGGAUGUCGCCCCGAGUGCGUACUAAGCUCCGAUUGUCCCACGGACAAGACGUGCAUCCGCAACAAGUGCCAGGAUCCGUGCCCCGGAAUUUGUGGACUGAACGCCCAGUGUUAUGCUGUCAACCAUGUGCCCAACUGUGUCUGUAACGACGGUUUUACUGGAGAUCCGUUUGCCAGUUGUCGCCGAGUGGAGGUCUCUACUCCACCAUCAGUUGCAGACCCUUGCAUUCCAUCUCCUUGCGGAGCCAACAGCAAAUGCAGGGUAGCCAAUGGUUUGGCCGUGUGCUCCUGUCUGGAUACCUUCAUUGGUUCUCCACCUAACUGCAAGCCAGAGUGCACGGUAAAUGCCGAGUGCCCUUCGACCAAGGCGUGCCAUAAGUUCCGCUGCGCCAAUCCUUGCGCCAAGACGUGCGGCCUGAAUGCCAAGUGUGAGGUGAUUAACCACAAUCCGAUCUGCAGUUGUCCAUUGGACAUGACGGGCGAUCCUUUCGCACGUUGCUAUCCAGCUCCUCCCCCGCCGCCUCCAGGACGUGAUGAGCCUAUUAAAAGACCAUGCCAACCUUCGCCUUGUGGACUGAACUCUGAGUGCAGGGUGCGCGACGACCAGGCCUCCUGCUCUUGCCUACCCAACUUCAUUGGAGCUCCGCCCAACUGCCGUCCCGAGUGCGUAGUAAACACGGAUUGCUCGCCAGACCGAGCUUGCAUCGCCGAGAAGUGCCGUGAUCCAUGCGAUGGAUCUUGCGGCGUGGAUUCCGAGUGCCGUGUUCAGAACCACUUGGCCAUCUGUACCUGUCGUGGCGGAUUCACCGGUGAUCCGUUCGUUCGUUGUAUCGAGUUCGUUGAAGAGACCACUAAGUCACCGCCACUUUCGCAGGAUCCUUGCGACCUGCAGCCAUGUGGUUCGAAUGCCGAGUGCAGGAAUGGAAUCUGUAGCUGCCUGAAGGAUUACCAAGGAGAUCCGUACACCGGUUGUCGUCCAGAGUGUACAUUGAGUACCGAUUGCCCACCCACCAAGGCUUGCCUGAACAAGAAGUGUGUUGAUCCCUGUCCUGGAGUUUGUGGCCAGAACUCGCAGUGCGAUGUUUCAAACCAUAUACCCAUAUGCAGUUGUCUGCAGGGCUACACGGGCGAUCCGUUUGUCCACUGCCGCCACGAGACGCCAGUGGCCAAGGAUCCAUGUCAACCAAAUCCUUGUGGGCCCAACUCCCAGUGCCACAUUUCUGGUCAAGGGCCUGUUUGUGCCUGUCAACCGGGAAUGCUGGGCUCACCGCCCGCCUGCAAGCCGGAAUGCAUCGUUAGCUCAGAGUGCUCGCUGCACACAGCAUGUGUGAACAGGAAGUGCGUGGAUCCCUGCCCCGGAGCCUGUGGACAAUUUGCCCGCUGCCAGGUGAUCAACCACAAUCCGUCGUGUUCCUGCAACACUGGAUACACGGGCGACCCGUUCACUCGCUGCUACCAAGAGGAAAGAAAACCACCUCCGACGCCAGAGAACCCAUGUCAACCAUCGCCUUGCGGACCCAAUUCCGAGUGCAAGGUGCUGAAUGGCAAUGCAGCCUGCUCAUGCGCCGCUACCUUUAUUGGAACACCACCAAGUUGCCGACCCGAGUGCUCAAUCAAUCCGGAAUGUCCACCGACCAAGGCCUGCAUCCGCCAGAAGUGCUCGGAUCCGUGUGCGAAUGCCUGUGGAUUCAAUGCCCGCUGCAAUGUGGCUAAUCAUCAACCCAUCUGCACUUGCGAUGUGGGCUAUACUGGAGAUCCGUUCACCGGCUGUCAAAAAGAACAAGAACGCAUUGUCAAUGAGCAGGUGACUCCCUGCGAACCCAAUCCCUGCGGCUCGAAUGCUGUGUGCCGCGAAAGAAAUGGCAUUGGGUCCUGUCAGUGCCUGCCCGAUCAUUUUGGUGACCCGUAUCAGUCGUGCCGUCCGGAGUGCGUCCGUCACUCGGACUGCCCGUCCAACAGGGCGUGCCAGCAGCAGAAGUGUCGCGAUCCCUGCCCUGGCACCUGUGGCACCAAUGCGGACUGCAGUGUGACGAACCACCUGCCCACCUGUACUUGCCGCAUCGGAUACACCGGUGAUCCGUACCGCUACUGCCAUUUGGAACCGCCCCAGCUCCCUGCUCGUGUGACCGAACCGAGUCAACCCUGUCGCCCAUCACCUUGUGGUCCCAACUCCCAGUGUCGCGAGCUCAACGGCCAAGCCGUCUGCUCCUGCCUAGAGCUUCACAUCGGUUUGCCCCCCAACUGCCGCCCCGAGUGUGUCUUGAGUACCGAAUGCCCCACCGAUAAGGCUUGCAUUAGUCAACGUUGUCAGGAUCCCUGUCCGGGCACUUGUGGCAUUAAUGCCGAGUGCCGGGUGCGUAGUCACAGUCCUCUGUGCCAGUGUCGUCAAGGUUUCACCGGUGAUUCCUUUACCCGCUGCUAUCCGCUACCACCCCCACCACCUGUAAUCGAACGCGUUGAACGGGAUCCUUGUCUGCCAUCACCCUGCGGUCUAAAUAGUCAAUGUCGCAAUGUGCAGGGAGUGCCAUCCUGUUCCUGUUUGCCGGAAUUCCUGGGGGUACCGCCCAACUGUCGGCCCGAGUGCACCAUCAGUGCAGAGUGUCCUUCCAAUCUGGCUUGUAUACGGGAGAAGUGUAUAGAUCCCUGUCCGGGUUCCUGUGGCUAUGCCGCCGAGUGUAAUGUGGUGAACCACACCCCGAUUUGCGUAUGUCCAGCUGGCUUUACGGGAGAUCCAUUCAGCAGCUGUCGUCCAGCGCCUCCACUAGAACCUACGCAAAACGAAUAUGUGGACCCCUGCAACCCAUCUCCUUGUGGCCCGAAUGCCCAGUGCAACGCUGGAGUCUGCAAAUGCCUGACCGAAUUCCAUGGCGAUCCCUACUCUGGCUGUCGGCCCGAGUGCGUCCUGAAUUCCGACUGUCCUCGGGACAAGGCUUGUCAUCGCAGCAAGUGUGUGAACCCUUGUCCAGGAACUUGUGGCGAGAAUGCCAUAUGCGAUGUCAUUAAUCACAUACCCAUGUGCAGAUGCCCGGAACGCACUGCUGGCAGUGCUUUUAUCCGUUGUUCUCCUAUCCAGAUUUCAGUAACCAAUCCCUGCCGACCCUCACCGUGUGGUCCCAACUCUCAGUGCCGCGAGGUUAAUCAGCAAGCAGUGUGCUCGUGCCUGACAGGCUUUAUUGGAGCACCGCCAUCCUGCCGACCUGAGUGCACCUCGAACGCAGAGUGUGCGCCCACCCAGGCUUGUCUCAACCAACGGUGCGGAGACCCCUGCCCGGGAACAUGUGGAGUGGGAGCCAAUUGUGCUGUUGUCAGCCACAGUCCCUUCUGCACAUGUCCUCCUAGGUUUACGGGUAACCCCUUCGUUCGCUGUCAGCCACAAAUUGAACCUCCUGUGCGUGAUGUCGCCCCCGUUGAUCCCUGUCGCCCAUCUCCUUGUGGACCCUACUCCCAGUGUCGCCCAGUGGGCGAGGCUCCUGCCUGUUCCUGUCUGGAAACCUACAUUGGACGACCCCCAAACUGCCGGCCGGAAUGUGUCACUAGUUCGGACUGCUCCAGUCAACUGGCCUGUGUCAACCAAAAGUGCGUCGAUCCCUGCCCGGGACGUUGUGGCAUUAAUGCCGAGUGCCAUGUUGUCAGCCAUGCUGUGCAAUGUAUCUGCCAGCAGGGCUUCAACGGAGAUCCGUUUGUACAGUGCCGACCGGAGAUCGCCUAUGAAAAUGAAAUCCGCACACCGUGCAACCCAAGUCCAUGUGGACCGAAUGCCGUGUGCCGCGAUCGAAAUGGAGUUGGAUCCUGCCAGUGUUUGCCGGAGUACUUUGGCGAUCCCUACGCGGGUUGUCGCCCGGAGUGCAUGCUUGACUCGGAUUGUCCCUCGAAUAGGGCUUGUCAACAACUCAGAUGCCAGGAUCCCUGCCCAGGAACUUGCGGCCAAAAUGCCAACUGUCAAGUGGUUAAUCAUUUGCCACAAUGCACUUGCCUCACCGGAUAUGUGGGUGACCCCUACCGGCUGUGUAAUCGACUGCCAGAACCUAUCCAAAACGAGUAUGUUAAUCCCUGUCAGCCCACACCUUGUGGUCCCAACUCUCAAUGCCGCGUUUCCAAUGAACAAGCGGUUUGCUCUUGCCUGCCCUUGUUUGUGGGAAGCCCGCCAUCCUGCCGCCCAGAAUGCACCAUCUCCUCGGAGUGUCCUGUGGAUAAGGCUUGUGUUAAUCAAAAGUGCGUGGAUCCUUGCGCAGCGGAUACUUGUGGAAACAAUGCCAUUUGCAGGGUUCGCAACCACAGCCCCAUUUGCAGCUGCAUCAGCGGCUACACAGGUGACGCCUUUACGCGUUGCUUCCCCAUUCCACCGCCAAUUGUUGAGACCAAAGACGAACCCCUGAGGGAUCCCUGUAUACCAACACCCUGUGGCCCUAACUCCGAGUGUCGCAAUAUUAACGGAGUGCCUGCCUGUUCCUGCCUGGCUAACUUUGUUGGUCAAGCUCCCAAUUGUCGCCCCGAGUGCACUAUAAACUCGGAAUGUCCUAGUCAACUGGCGUGCAUCAACCAAAAGUGCCGCGAUCCCUGCCCAGGAGCAUGUGGUCAAAAUGCCGUGUGCAGUGUCAUCAAUCAUACACCACUCUGCGCUUGCAUCGAUGGUUACAUAGGAAAUCCAUUCACCAACUGCAAUCCCAAGCCUCCAGAACCUGUAGCACCACCAGUAGCCGACGAUCCUUGCAAUCCAUCGCCCUGCGGGGCUAACGCUCUUUGCCGAAACGGCCAGUGCUCGUGUAUACCCGAGUACCAGGGAGAUCCGUAUGUCUCUUGUCGCCCAGAGUGUGUUCUAAACACAGAUUGCCCAAGAGAUCGGGCUUGUGUGCGCAACAAGUGCAUCGAUCCCUGCCCCGGAACUUGUGGGGUGAACGCCCUAUGUGAGGUUACCAACCAUAUUCCGAUUUGCCGCUGUCCAGAACAGAUGUCCGGUAACGCUUUCUUCGAGUGCCGACCAGUGCCGCCUUCCAAGAUUCAAAAUCCCUGCCAGCCAUCGCCAUGUGGCCCCAACAGUCAGUGCCGCGUGGUGCAACAGACUGCGGUCUGUUCCUGCCUGUCUGACUACGUGGGUAGUCCACCGCUGUGUCGACCGGAAUGUGUGACCAACUCAGAUUGUCCUGCCGAUCAGGAUUGCCAGAACAUGAAGUGUCGCGAUCCCUGUCCUGGUACCUGUGGCUUCAAUGCCCUCUGCAACGUGGUCAACCAUCGUCCCUUCUGCAGCUGCCCCUCUGGCAUGUCCGGAAAUCCCUUCGUGAGCUGUCAGCAGCUAAUAAUACGCGAUGAGAGACCACAGAAUCCAUGCCAGCCAUCACCUUGUGGGCCCAACUCUGAAUGUCGCGUGUCAGGAGAAUCGCCUUCCUGUUCUUGCCUUCCCGAAUUUGUGGGUGCUCCGCCCAACUGUCGACCAGAAUGCAUUUCGAAUUCUGAAUGUCCAACAAACCAAGCCUGCAUCAAUCAGAAAUGCGCAGAUCCCUGUCCAGGAUUGUGUGGUCAAAAUGCCAUUUGCCGGGUGUUCAGUCAUAGUGCCUCUUGCUUGUGUGACAAUGGCUUCACCGGAGAUCCGUAUAGUCAGUGCAGUCCAUUUAGGGAUUCACCUCCCGAAGUGCUGCAGCCCUGCAAUCCCAGUCCUUGCGGCGUGAACGCCAAGUGCGAGGAGCGUGGUGGUGCAGGAUCCUGCCAGUGUCUGCCUGACUACUUUGGGAAUCCCUAUGAUGGUUGCCGUCCUGAAUGCGUUCUGAACUCUGACUGCCCCUCGAAUCGGGCAUGUGUCAACCAAAAAUGUCGCGAUCCCUGUCCGGGAACAUGUGGCCAGAGCGCCGAAUGCCAGGUGGUCAAUCACUUGGCCACUUGUAAUUGCCUUUCUGGUUACACCGGAGAUCCAUACAGUCUGUGUCGCAUAAUAGUCAACGAGCCACCUGAACGCGUUUAUGUGAAUCCUUGCCAGCCGUCUCCAUGCGGUCCCAACUCACAAUGCCGUGAAGUCAACGAGCAAGGAGUCUGCUCUUGCUUGCCGGAGUUUAUUGGUAGCCCACCCGCGUGUCGUCCGGAAUGUACCAGUAGUUCGGAGUGCGCCGCCGACAAGGCUUGUGUAAACCGCAAGUGUGUGGAUCCAUGUCCAAAUGUUUGUGGUCAGCAAGCAGAGUGUCGUGUGCGUAAUCACAACCCCAUUUGCACCUGUCUUAGCGGAUUUACGGGUGAUCCAUUCACUCGUUGUUACCCCCAGCCGGCUCCACCCCCGAUCAUUGAACGUGAACCCCUUGACCCUUGUGUUCCUUCGCCUUGCGGAGCGAAUUCUCAGUGUCGCGAGAUUCACGGCACUCCAUCCUGCUCCUGUCUCCCGCAAUAUCUGGGAACUCCACCCAAUUGCCGGCCGGAGUGUUCCAUUAAUGCCGAGUGCCCCAGCCAUCAGGCCUGUAUUAAUCAGAAGUGCCGCGAUCCCUGUCCCGGCUCUUGUGGCCUCAACACCCAAUGCAAUGUGAUUAACCACACGCCCAUCUGCAGUUGUGUGUCCGGUUACAUCGGGGAUCCAUUCAGCGUUUGUAAUCCUCAGCCAAUACCUGAGAAAAUUCGAGACCCACUGCCUCCUGAAGAUCCCUGCAACCCAUCGCCCUGUGGCUCCAACGCCCAAUGCAACAAUGGAGUGUGCUCUUGCUUGCCCGAGUACCAUGGAGAUCCUUAUACCGGUUGUCGACCUGAGUGCGUUCUACAUACAGAUUGUGACCGUAGUAAGGCUUGUGUCCGUCACAAGUGCGUUGACCCAUGUCCAGGUGUCUGUGGCAUUAACGCGAUAUGCGAGGUCCUGAACCAUAUACCCAACUGCCGCUGCUUAGAAGGAAUGCAAGGCAACGCCUUCAUUCAGUGUAGCCCAAUUCCACAGCUCGACGUGGUGCAGAAUCCUUGCCAGCCUUCACCAUGUGGACCCAAUUCUCAGUGUCGCGUUGUCAACCAGCAGGCCAUAUGCACCUGCAUCGCGCCCUUCAUAGGAAGCCCGCCGUUCUGUCGUCCGGAAUGUACCACCAACUCGGAGUGUCCCUUGAACCUAGCCUGUCGCAACCAGAAGUGCACUGAUCCCUGUCCCGGCGUUUGUGGUCGCGGUGCGCAGUGCCAUGUGACCAAUCACUCGCCAUUCUGUCGCUGCUUGGAACGCUACACGGGUAAUCCGUUUGUGAGUUGCCAACAGAUCAUCGAGCCUCCGGUUCCGCCACCAAGGCAAACCUGCCUGCCAUCACCAUGCGGACCCUACUCCCAGUGCCGAGAAGUAAAUGAAUCCCCGUCUUGCACUUGCCUGGCGGACUACAUUGGAGCACCACCCAACUGUCGUCCUGAGUGCGUCACCAGUUCAGAGUGUCCCACGAAUCAGGCCUGCAUUCAGCAAAAGUGUCGCGAUCCUUGCCCUGGAUUAUGCGGACAAUCUGCGGAAUGCAGAGUCAUUUCGCACACGCCAAGCUGCGUUUGUCCGGAGGGAAUGGAAGGUGAUCCAUUUACCCAGUGUACCGUGAAGAGGAUUCAGCAACUAGACCAGUUAGAUCCGUGCAAUCCUAGUCCUUGUGGAGUCAAUGCUCGCUGUACGUCUCGCCAAGAUGCCGGGUCAUGUCAGUGCUUGCCGGAAUACUUUGGCAAUCCUUACGAGGGAUGUCGCCCUGAGUGCGUCCUCAAUUCGGAUUGUCCCUCGAACAAGGCUUGCCAGCAACAGAAGUGCCAGGAUCCCUGUCCAGGAACUUGCGGUCAGAAUGCCAUCUGUAAUGUGCUAAAUCAUGUACCCAGUUGUAGCUGCAUAACAGGAUUCUCCGGAGAUCCAUAUCGCUCGUGUGUCCCAGAACCCGUCAAGGAGUACGUCAAUCCCUGCCAGCCAUCGCCAUGUGGUCCAAAUUCCCAGUGUAGGGAAGUCAACGAACAAGCCAUUUGCUCAUGUCUGCCGGAUUAUGUGGGUGCGCCACCUGUUUGUCGCCCCGAGUGCACGUUAUCCUCAGAGUGUCCGGCUGACAAGGCCUGUGUAAACCAGAAGUGUGUCGAUCCCUGUCCCAACACUUGUGGGGAACAGGCCAUCUGCCGAGUCGUGAAUCACAGUCCUAUUUGCUCUUGUCGCGCCGGUUACAUGGGCGAUGCCUUCUUCCGCUGUUUCCCCAAGCCUCCUGAACCACCUACGCCCAUACAAAAGGCACCGAUUGAUCCCUGUGUACCCUCUCCAUGUGGUCCGUACUCUCAGUGUCGUGCCCAGGGAGAUGCUCCCGCUUGUUCCUGCUUGGUGGGUUACUUGGGAGCCUCUCCCAACUGUCGCCCCGAAUGCCGCAUCAAUGCCGAGUGUCUCAGCAGUCAGGCGUGCAUCAAUGAGAAGUGUAGAGAUCCCUGUCCCGGUUCUUGUGGCUAUGGGGCCAUUUGUAAUGUGAUUAAUCACACGCCUAGCUGCACAUGUCCAGCUGGAUAUUCCGGAGAUCCAUUUAGUCAGUGCCAACCACUGCCGCCACCGCCGCCAACACCCGUUAAGCUCGACGAUCCGUGCAACCCCUCACCCUGCGGUCCAAAUGCCCAGUGCAACAAUGGAGUCUGUACCUGCAUUCCCGAAUACCAUGGCGAUCCCUACAGUGGUUGCCGACCAGAGUGCAUCACCAGUGCGGAUUGCUCCCGUGAGCUCGCCUGUUCGCGCCACAAGUGCUUCGACCCUUGCCCCGGAACAUGUGCCCCCAAUGCCAUCUGUACUGUCCUAAACCACGUGCCCAUGUGCACUUGUCCAGAGGGUUAUAAUGGCAACGCGUUUGUGCAGUGCCAGCCUACAGCACCCCCUGUCCUUGUCCAGCCUUGUCAGCCCUCUCCAUGUGGACCCAAUUCCCAAUGCCGCGAGGUCAACCAGCAGGCCGUAUGUUCCUGUGUCCAAGGAUACUUUGGAACCCCGCCACUCUGUCGUCCGGAGUGUACAUCGAACUCGGAGUGUGUGACCCACCUGGCGUGUGUCAACCAGAGGUGCAGUGAUCCUUGUCCCGGUUCGUGUGGACGCAAUGCCCAGUGCAGUGUGGUCAACCACAACCCGUUCUGUAUUUGUCUGCCAAGGUUUACUGGCAAUCCUUUCGUGGGUUGUCAGCAGAUCAUCGAGCCACCACGUCAGGAUAUUGUGCCUCAGGAUCCUUGUCGUCCUUCACCUUGUGGUCCGAACUCUGAGUGUCGCGCUGUUGGUGAGACACCAACAUGCACCUGUCUAUCGGAAUUCGUUGGAUCACCACCAUAUUGCAAGCCCGAAUGUGUGGCCAACUCUGAAUGUCCUUCGAACCUGGCCUGUAUCAAUCAAAAGUGUCGCGAUCCCUGUCCCGGAUUGUGUGGUCAAAGUGCCACCUGCCGCGUCGUCUCCCACACAGCAAUGUGCAUUUGCGACGUUGGACUGACCGGAGAUCCCUUCACCCAAUGCCAGCCUAUUGUUCAGGAUGUGGAGAUCAUCAAUCCCUGCCAGCCAUCUCCCUGCGGCGCCAAUGCAGAGUGCAUCCAACGGAAUGGAGCCGGAGCUUGUCAGUGUCUCUCAGACUACUUUGGAAACCCCUACGAGGGAUGUCGGCCGGAGUGUGUUCUAAAUUCUGACUGCCCAUCAAACCGAGCUUGUCAGCAGCAGAAGUGCCGUGAUCCUUGCCCUGGGAGCUGUGGACAGAAUGCCGAGUGCAAUGUGGUGAACCACACACCUAUGUGCAACUGCUUCGCUGGAUAUAUUGGCGAUCCCUACCGCUAUUGUAGCCAACCGCCAGAACCUGUUGUCCAUGAGUAUGUGAACCCCUGUCAACCGUCCCCUUGUGGACCGAAUUCCAAUUGUCGCGAGGUCAACGAGCAGGCAGUAUGCUCCUGCCGUUUCGAGUUCGAGGGAGCCCCACCCAACUGCCGACCCCAGUGCACCUCAAGCUCAGAAUGCGCCCCCAACAGGGCGUGUAUCAACCAAAAGUGCGUUGAUCCCUGUCCCGGAGUAUGUGGUCGGCAGGCAAUCUGCGAGGUGCGCAACCAUAGUCCCAUUUGUAGGUGUCCCACCGGCAUGACCGGGGAUCCCUUUGUGCGCUGUUUGCCCCGACCAACAAUCCCACUACCGCCCCUAAGAGAUGUAGCUCCCUACCGCGAUCCCUGCCUGCCCUCACCCUGUGGCCUUUACUCGUCGUGCAGGAAUCAACAGGAUCAGGCCGUUUGCUCUUGCUUGCCAAACUACUUUGGCACUCCACCGCAUUGUCGUCCUGAGUGUACCAUCAAUGCCGAGUGUCCAAGCCACUUGGCCUGCAUCGGCGAACGCUGCCGUGAUCCUUGUCCCGGUGCCUGUGGUCAGCAGACCGAGUGCCGAGUCAUCAGCCAUGUUCCCAGUUGUGUUUGCCUACGAGGCUACGUGGGCGACGCCUUUGUAGCCUGCCAUCCGGCACCACCCCCACCAGCCCGUGAAGAACCCCGUGAUCCCUGCAAUCCCAGUCCCUGCGGCAGUAAUGCCAUUUGCUUCAAUCAGGGAGAGUGCACAUGUGUGGCCGACUAUCAGGGUGAUCCCUAUGUGGCGUGCCGACCCGAGUGUGUUCUCAGUUCGGAGUGUCCCCGCAAUCUGGCCUGUGUACAGCAGAAGUGUACUGAUCCUUGUCCCGGAACCUGUGGCAACAAUGCCAUCUGCGAUGUGGUCAACCACAUCGCCAUGUGUCAUUGUCCCGAUCGGAUGACUGGCAAUGCCUUUGUGCAAUGUACCUCAGUGCAAUUGGAUGUGUACCGCAAUCCUUGUAAUCCCUCGCCCUGCGGCUCCUAUGCCGUAUGUCGGGAGCAGAAUGGACAGGCUGUGUGCAGCUGUCUUCCCAACUACUUUGGGGUUCCACCUUCAUGCCGACCCGAGUGUAGCACCAACUAUGAUUGUCCCCCUAGCUUGGCGUGUCAGAAUCAGCGGUGCAUCGAUCCUUGUCCAGGAUCUUGUGGGGCCUAUGCCGAGUGUCGAACUGUCAGCCACAGUCCGUUCUGUAGUUGCAGACCCGGAUAUACCGGAAACCCCAUCGUUCAAUGCCAUUUGAUUAUUGAACCCCAGCGAGAUAUUUCGCCCCAAGAUCCCUGCCAGCCCUCACCCUGUGGACCGAACAGCGAGUGUCGCCGCUUGGGAGACACACCCUCCUGUUCCUGCCUGCCUAACUUCUUUGGAACACCACCCAACUGUCGACCCGAAUGUGUGUCCAACUCCGAGUGCAGUCAGUUGCAAGUGUGCACAAAUAACCGGUGCAGAGAUCCGUGUCCGGGUCUCUGUGGCACUGAUGCCUUGUGUCGCGUAAUCAGUCACAGUGCCAUGUGCUACUGCCAACCGGGAUACACUGGUGAUCCAUACGUCCGUUGUGAACCACAUAUUCAAAGGGAACCAGUUGAGGUGGUGCAACCAUGCAAUCCAAAUCCCUGCGGCACCUUCGCAGAGUGUCGUCAGCAGAAUGGAGUCGGUUCCUGUCAGUGUCUGCCGGAGUAUUUUGGCAAUCCCUACGAGGGAUGUCGUCCUGAGUGUGUUCUCGACUCCGAUUGUCCCUCUCAGCUGGCCUGUGUCAAUCAGAAAUGCCGCGAUCCCUGUCCUGGCAGUUGUGGCCAGAAUGCCGAAUGCUUUGUGCGUAAUCAUCUUCCCACUUGCAACUGCCUCAGUGGUUAUGUAGGAGACCCCUACCGCUAUUGCAACAUUGAACAGAAACCGGUUCGGGAAUAUGUCAAUCCCUGUCAACCUUCGCCAUGUGGUCCCAACUCCCAGUGCCGCGAGCAGAACGGUGUAGCCACCUGCUCCUGUCUGCCGGAGUUUGUUGGUCUUCCUCCGGGCUGCCGGCCUGAGUGUACAGUCUCUUCGGAGUGUAAUCUUGACAAGGCCUGCGUUCGCCACAAGUGUGUUGAUCCCUGCCCCGGUGCCUGUGGCAGUUUCGCCAAUUGCCGGGUGGUUAAUCAUGCUCCAUUGUGCUCUUGUCAAUCAGGUUACACAGGAGACCCCUUCACCCGUUGUUACCCUGUGCCCCCUCCACCUACCCAUAUUAUCCAAGAUGUAGAACGAGAUCCUUGCCAACCAUCUCCCUGUGGAGCCAAUGCUCAGUGCAGGCAAUCCCAGGGUCAGGCCAUCUGUUCCUGUUUACCCAACUACUUUGGAGCCCCACCUAAUUGUAGACCCGAGUGCACUCAGAGUUCAGAGUGUCUGUCCAGUUUGGCUUGCAUCAAUCAACGAUGCGCUGAUCCCUGUCCAGGUUCCUGCGCCUACAAUGCCAUUUGUCAUGUGCGCAAUCACGUGCCCAGCUGUCAAUGUCCAGUGGGCUAUGUGGGUGAUCCGUUCACAAACUGUCAACCUGAACCUCAGCCACCACCAAAACCCAUUGCCCUCGACGAUCCCUGCAAUCCAUCCCCCUGCGGAGCAAAUGCCCUGUGCCAGAAUGGUCAAUGUUCAUGCAUAGCCGAGUAUCAGGGAGAUCCUUAUACUGGCUGUCGUCCGGAGUGUGUCUUAAAUGCAGAUUGUUCCCGAAAUCGCGCUUGUGUGCGUCAUAAGUGUAUUGAUCCUUGUCCAGGAACUUGUGCUCCUAAUGCCAUCUGCGAUGUGAUUAAUCACAUAGCCAUGUGUCGUUGCCCAGAGCGCAUGACAGGCAAUGCCUUCAUCCAGUGUGAAACGCCACCAGUAUCACUUGCUCCUCCUGAUCCCUGCUACCCUUCGCCUUGUGGUCCAAACAGUCGCUGCCGUGUGUUUAACGACAACGCUGUGUGUUCCUGCAUUGAGGAUUUCAUCGGAACCCCACCAAACUGUCGACCAGAAUGUUCACAUAACUCGGAUUGCCUGCCUAGAUUGGCCUGCCAAAAUCAGCAUUGCAUGGAUCCAUGUCCAGGAACUUGUGGCUUUAAUGCCCUCUGUCAUGUUGUAAACCAUGCACCGAUUUGCAGUUGCCCGCCAAGGCACAAUGGAAAUCCCUUCCUGGGCUGCUUCCCAGAACCAGUGCGACGUGAUGAGAAUAUUCCAAAGAAUCCGUGCCAGCCGUCGCCAUGUGGUCCAUAUGCACAGUGCACGGCUGUGGGAGAUCAGGCGCAGUGUAUCUGCCUUGCUGAAUACAUUGGAACACCGCCCAAUUGCAGACCGGAGUGUGUGACCAAUUCAGAGUGUUCUUUCGACAAGGCCUGUUUAAAUCAAAGAUGCCGUGAUCCCUGCCCUGGAAAUUGUGGCUCCAAUGCCAACUGCCACGUUAUAAGCCAUGCUGCCAUGUGCUACUGCCUACCAGGAUAUACUGGUGACCCAUUCACAUCCUGCCGUCAAGUACCACUGAUCCAACACGAAGAAAUCAUUCAACCCUGCUCCCCCAGUCCUUGUGGAGCCAACGCUGUGUGUCGACAGGAAGGCAAUGUUGGUUCCUGUCAAUGUCUUCCGGAAUACUACGGCAAUCCCUACGAGAUUUGCCGUCCGGAGUGUGUGACAAAUAAUGAUUGCCCGGCGCACAAAUCUUGUCAGCAGAAUAAGUGUCGGGAUCCUUGUCCAGGAGUUUGUGCCCUAAAUGCUUUGUGUCGCGUUAUUAAUCACUUGCCAACUUGUCAUUGCCACAAUGGCUAUGUUGGUGACCCCUAUCGCUACUGUCAAAUUCCAGAGAAACCUGUCCUAAAAGAAUAUGUCAAUCCCUGCCAGCCCUCUCCGUGCGGCUCUAACUCGCAGUGCCGUGAAAACAACGGGCAGGCCAUCUGCUCAUGCCUUCCCGAGUAUGUGGGUGUACCACCCAAUUGCCGACCUGAGUGUGUGACCAGUGCAGAGUGUCCUCAGGACAAGGCCUGCAUUAGGCAAAAGUGUGCUGAUCCCUGCCAGGAUGUGUGUGGCUCUAAUGCCGAUUGUCGUGUUAUCCAGCAUUCCCCAAUUUGCAGUUGUCGUCCUGGUUUCACUGGCGACGCCUUCUCACGCUGCCUGCCCUUGCCACCUCCAAGACCACCGCAGUUAGACGUUUAUCGAAAUCCUUGCGUACCCUCACCUUGUGGUCAGUACGGCGAAUGCCGGGAUAACCAGGGAACUGCCACCUGCAGUUGUCUGCCCUCCUACUUUGGCACUCCACCAAACUGUCGCCCCGAGUGUACGAUCAACCCCGACUGUCCUGCCCAUCUGGCCUGCCAGCAACAGCGUUGUCGCGAUCCCUGUCCCGGAGCUUGUGGCUUCAACGCCCUCUGUUCGGUUAUCAAUCACAACCCAACAUGUCAGUGUGCCCCUGGACUCAUUGGCAACGCCUUCACAGCCUGCCAUACUCCACCUCCAGUAGUUCGGGAUCCCCCACAAAUAAGUGAUCCCUGUUCAUUGAUUACUUGUGGGCCCAAUGCAGUUUGCAACCAGGGACAAUGUAGUUGCCUUCCUGAAUUCCUGGGUAACCCGUUAGUGGGAUGUCGUCCAGAAUGUGUGCUUAGCACGGAAUGCGACUGGAACAAGGCGUGCGUGAGAAACAAGUGCGUCGAUUCUUGUCCUGGAAGAUGCGGAUCCAAUGCCAUCUGUGAGGUGCACAGACACGUAGCCAUGUGCCACUGUCCCCCGGGAAUGACUGGAAAUGCCUUCAGCCAAUGCCGACCCUUGCCCCCAGCUCCAGUACGCGAUGUCGUUGAUCCCUGUCAGCCUUCGCCAUGUGGUCCAAAUGCCCAGUGUCGCAAUGUUAAUGGACAAGCAGUGUGCUCGUGCCUUAGCGAUUUCGUUGGAGUCCCACCUUCAUGUCGACCAGAGUGUGUUAGCAAUGCGGAGUGUCCGCUACACUUGGCCUGUCUCCAACAACAUUGCCGAGAUCCCUGUCCCGGAACUUGUGGCCUGAAUGCCGAAUGCCGUGUGAUCAAUCACAAUCCGAACUGCCAUUGUAUUGGAUCCUUCACGGGAAAUCCAUACGUGGCCUGUCACCGUCAACCACCGCCCCCUGUCAGAGAGGACCCAAUCGAUCCUUGCCAACCAUCGCCUUGUGGAGCUAAUGCGGAAUGUCGUGUCCAGGGAAACAAUGCCCAAUGCAGUUGUUUGGCUGAAUUCAUUGGUACACCACCCAACUGCAGACCCGAGUGUGUUUCUAACUCGGAGUGUCCCACGAAUUUGGCCUGCCUCAAUCAGAAGUGCGGCGAUCCCUGUCCAGGUUUCUGUGGCUCGAACGCUGAGUGCUAUGUGAUUAAUCAUACACCCACCUGCCACUGUAUUGCUGGACAAACUGGAAACCCCUACGUGGGAUGCCAAGUGGUUAGAGAUGAUCCCGCCCCGCUUACACCGUGUGUUCCCAGUCCUUGUGGAGCCAAUGCUCUUUGUACGGAGAGGAAUGGAGCUGGAGCCUGUCAGUGCCUGCCGGAAUUCUAUGGCAAUCCUUACGAGGGUUGCCGGCCGGAGUGCGUUCUCAACUCUGACUGUCCCAGUCACCUGGCUUGUCUCAAUCAACACUGCCGGGAUCCCUGUCCCGGAACCUGUGGUCCAAAUGCUCAAUGUCAGGUGCGCGAGCAUCUGCCGCAAUGCAACUGCCUUGUGGGCUACCAGGGAAAUCCCUACGUGUACUGUAGUGUCCUACGUGAUCCCCUGCCUGAACCAAUUCCCUCCCGCCCCUGUCAACCCUCGCCUUGCGGUCCCAACUCGCAGUGUAGAGAGUCGAACAACCAGGCCAUUUGCAAGUGCCUGCCGGACUUCAUUGGAUCCCCACCUGCCUGUAGGCCCGAGUGUACCAUCUCCAGCGAGUGUGAUUUGACGCUGGCGUGUGUCCAACAACAUUGUGUCGAUCCCUGUCCAGGUGUUUGCGGCAACAGUGCCCAGUGUCGGGUGAUUAAUCACAGUCCGCACUGUAGUUGCCUGCCUGGUUUUACGGGUGACGCCAUUAGUGGCUGCCAGCGCAUACCACCCGCAAUUAGCUACGAUCCCCCCAAAGAAACUUUCCGUGAUCCCUGUGUUCCCUCUCCCUGUGGAGCCUAUGGGCAAUGCCUUGCUCAAGGCAACCAGGCUGUGUGCUCAUGCCUUCCUGGCUACUUUGGAGCACCACCCAAUUGCCAGCCUGAGUGUGUGAUUAAUCCGGACUGCGCCUCCCAUUUGGCAUGUAUCAGUGAAAAGUGUCGUGAUCCGUGCCCCGGUUCUUGUGGACUCCAGGCUCAGUGUAACGUCAUCAACCACACGCCCAUCUGCAGUUGUCCAUCUGGUUAUCAGGGCAAUCCCUUCAUCAGCUGCAAACGAGUUCCCCCACCACCAACUCCAAUGCUGCGCGAUGAAUGUAAUCCCUCGCCUUGUGGCUCCAAUGCAAUCUGUAGACCUGGUGGACAGUGCUCUUGCCUGCCAGACUUCGAUGGCAAUCCCUAUGUGGGCUGUCGCCCGGAGUGCGUCCUCAACACCGACUGUGCGAGAGACAAGGCCUGCCAGCGCAGCAAGUGCAUAGAUCCUUGUCCAGGAUCAUGUGGAGUUGGAGCAACUUGCGAGGUGCGCAACCACAUUCCAACAUGUAGCUGUCCACCCGGAACUUCGGGCAACGCUUUCGUCCAGUGUACCCUUGUACAAUCUUCACCCGUGGUGCCCUUGAACCCUUGUCAACCAUCGCCGUGUGGAAACAAUGCCCAAUGCCGAGAGGUCAACGACCAGGCCGUUUGCUCUUGCCUGCCUGGCUACUUUGGUGUUCCACCAAAGUGUCGCCCUGAGUGCACCAUUAACUCGGACAGUGCUCCACAUCUGGCCUGCGUGAACCAACAGUGCCGGGAUCCUUGUCCUGGGGCUUGUGGGCAGUUUGCCCAUUGCCAGGUCAUUCAACAUGUGCCGCACUGUAGUUGCCCUCAAGGUUACUCAGGCAACGCCUUCUUCCUGUGCCAGCGUAUACCGCCACCACCACCAAUCCAAAGGGAACCUGUCAAUCCGUGCUAUCCAUCACCAUGUGGAGCCAAUGCAGAGUGCACUAAUCAAAAUGAUCAGGCAGUUUGCAAGUGUCUGAAAGAUUACGUAGGAACACCCCCCAACUGUCGACCGGAGUGCAUUACAUCAUCGGAGUGUCCAAAUAACUUAGCUUGCAUAGCUCAGAAAUGCAAGGAUCCUUGUCCUGGUCUUUGUGGAAACGCAGCCAGCUGUCAAGUGAUCAGCCAUGUGCCCUCGUGCAUCUGCAUUGGGGAUUAUAUUGGUGAUCCGUACUCUGGAUGCUACCCCCGGCCUCAGCUUGAGCGCGACCAAAUCAAUCCCUGCUCCCAGAACCCGUGCGGAAGCAAUGCCGUGUGCAGGGAACGUGGAGGAGCCGGUUCAUGUCAGUGUCUACCGGAAUAUUACGGCAACCCCUACGAAGGAUGUCGACCCGAAUGCGUAAUCAACUCGGAUUGUUCGAGCCACUUGGCUUGUUUGAAUCAACACUGCCGCGAUCCUUGUCCAGGAACCUGUGCCCCCAAUGCCCAAUGUCAAGUGGUUAAUCACGUUCCCAGCUGUAGUUGCUAUCCCGGAUACAACGGUGAUCCUUAUCGCCAUUGUCGCGUGGUCCAGGCGGAACCCGUCGAAGUUGUCCAUUUUGAUCCCUGCCAGCCCUCGCCAUGUGGUCCCAACUCUCAAUGCACUGAAUCCCAAGGUCAGGCAGUGUGUCGCUGCCUGCCCGAUUACUUUGGUACCCCACCUGCAUGUCGACCCGAGUGCACUACUAAUCCCGAAUGUCCCAAUGACAGAGCUUGUGUGGCCAGAAGAUGUUCCGACCCUUGUGCGGGUGCUUGUGGUCUGAAUGCGAUUUGUCGAGCGCACCAGCAUAGAGCCCAUUGCUCUUGUCAUCCUGGUUACGCAGGUGAUGCCUAUUCGCGCUGCCUGCCCCUACCUCCUCCCCAACCUGCUAGGGACUCACCCAUAACCCCCAGAGACCCCUGCGUGCCCUCGCCAUGUGGACAGUUUACCCAGUGUAGAGUGGAGUACGGACAAGCCGUGUGCUCUUGCCUAUCCUCCUACUAUGGAACUCCUCCCUUCUGCCGUCCCGAGUGCACCCAGAACUUAGAUUGUCCCAGUCAUAGGGCUUGUGUCAAUCAACGAUGUGUGGAUCCCUGCCCCGGGGCUUGUGGUCUAUACUCCCAGUGUGAUGUGUUUAAUCAUGUGCCCAGCUGUUCGUGCCCCAGUGGUUUUGUGGGUGACCCCUACUACCGCUGUUAUCCCGCGCCAGUACCUUCUCCAACUCCAGUCGCCCCUGCCAUAGCGGAUGAUCCUUGUCACCCCUCGCCCUGCGGUCCCAAUGCCCAGUGUUCGAACGGUGUCUGUAGUUGUCUGGCCCUGUACCAGGGUGAUCCCUACGUGGGUUGUCGCCCGGAGUGCGUCUUAAGUACUGAAUGUCCCUCGGAUAAGGCUUGCAUCCGUAAUCGUUGCCUCGACCCGUGUCCAGGAACUUGCGGAUCGGGAGCCUCGUGCCAGGUACAUAAUCAUGCGGCCAUGUGCCAGUGUCCGGUUGGCUAUCUAGGCAAUCCGUAUGUGCUGUGCCAGCAGACGUCGCUGCAGUCGCCAGUGGUGCUUCAUCCUUGCCAGCCUUCGCCUUGUGGCCCACAUGGACAUUGCAGGGAAGUGGGCUCGCAAGCGAUUUGCACCUGUUUGCCUGGAUAUUAUGGAAACCCUCCAGCCUGUCGACCAGAAUGUGUCAGUGAUCCAGAGUGUCCACCAAGCUUGGCUUGUGUGAAUCACAAGUGCAGCGAUCCCUGUCCUGGUGCUUGUGGUUACCUGGCUCAGUGUCAUGUAAUUAACCACAGUCCACAGUGUGUUUGCCCUGCUGGAUACACUGGAAGUCCUUACUCCCAGUGCCAGUUGAUUAGAGAAUAUUACACACCAGUGCAGCGAGAGCCUAUUGAUCCUUGCUCGUCAUCUCCCUGUGGUCCUCAUGCCCAAUGUAGCAAUGAGGGAGACAAUGCGGUUUGUCGCUGCCUGCCGGAAUACUUGGGAGUACCACCCUACUGUCGACCGGAGUGCAUUGCCAACAGUGAGUGUCCCAGCGACAGGGCCUGCAUAAACCAGAAGUGCCAGGAUCCAUGUCCCGGCCUAUGUGGAUACAACGCCAUAUGUCGAACCUACAACCAUCAGCCAAACUGUGUUUGUGCUCCUGGAUUAGUGGGUAAUCCGUUUAGCUCCUGUCUGCCGCCCACUCGCCCUCAUGUCUCACCUUCUCCUCCAACAACUGCGAUACAGGUGCUUCAGUAUGAGGAACCGCUCAUCAAUGGCUGUGAACCAAGCCCUUGUGGAACAAACGCUCAAUGCAAUCAGCGGAGGGGAGUAGUCUCCUGCGUAUGCCUUCCCGACUUCUUCGGUAAUCCUUACGAGGCCUGCCGACCGGAGUGCAUUUUGAACUCCGAUUGUCCUUCGAACAGAGCUUGUGUUCAGCAAAAAUGUCGAGAUCCGUGUCCUGGCACUUGUGGCCUGAAUGCCGAGUGCUAUGUCCUAGAUCACCUGCCGCGGUGCAGGUGUUUUAGUGGUUACACAGGAAAUCCCUCGUCGUACUGCGCACCUGUACCAAUUGUCCAACAAUCUCCCUUGACUCCCUGUAAUCCCUCGCCAUGCGGAUCCAAUGCUCAGUGUCAACCCUCAAAUAAUGAAGCAGUGUGCUCCUGCUUACCCGAAUUCUAUGACAUCCCCCCCAACUGUCGUCCCGAGUGUACACUUAACUCAGAAUGUUCCUAUGAUAAGGCUUGCGUGAAUCACAAGUGCGUCGAUCCGUGUCCCGGAAUUUGCGGUAUUAAUGCCGAGUGUCGUGUACACUAUCACAGCCCCAUAUGUUACUGCAUCACUUCGCACACGGGUGAUCCAUUCACGCGUUGCUACGAGUCCCCAAAAACUGUGCGACCUCAGAUAUAUGACACACCCUCACCUCCCUAUCCGGUUGCUAUACCCGAUCUGGUUUACAUACAACAACAACAGCCCGGAAUAUUAAAUAUUCCCUCUGUUCCUCAGCCUGGAUACCCCCAAACUCAACCACCACAUUACAAUGUAAACUCUCCAAAACCACAACCGUCGAGUCCCCAACAACCUGGAGUUGUAAACAUACCAUCACAGCCAGUCUACCCAUCACCGCAACCAACGGUUUAUAAUGUCAACUACCCCUCAACGACUUAUCCAGUUCCUCAACAACCCGGUACCCUGAACAUUCCUUCCGUACAUUAUCCGGCUCCUCCGACAUCUCAGAGACCCGUGUUUCUACCAUCACCUGCGAACCCAUCACCUCCACCACAGCCUGGAGUUAUUAACAUUCCUUCAGUGCCACAACCUGGAUAUUCUACACCACAGACUUCAGUUUAUGACGUAAACUAUCCAACUACACCAAGUCCGGUUUCCCAACAACCAGGCGUGGUUAAUAUACCAUCUGCACCACAACCAGCUUAUCCUUCUCCGAAACCACCGGUCUACGAUGUGAACUAUGCCACGUCACCGCCUCCUCAGAUACCAGUACAGCCUGGCGUAAUCAAUAUACCCUCUGUGCCGCAACCGACACCUCCCUCGCAACAACCUCCCGUUUAUACACCAUCAGCUGAGCAUCCCGCACCAGCUCCAAAGCCAGGAGUAAUUAAUAUUCCCUCUGUACCGCAACCAACAUACCCAACACCACAGCCUCCUGUUUAUGAUGUCAACUAUCCAACGGCAUCACUUCCCACUCCUCACCAACCUGGAGUGAUAAAUAUUCCCUCGCCACCUAAACCAGUGCAUCCUUCAACCAAUUCACCAGUUACUACGCCUUCAACACCACAACAACCUGGAGUUUUAAAUAUCCCAUCGUAUCCGCAGCCAGUGCCACCUUCUCAUCAACCUCCCAUAUUUAUACCAUCCCAGGAAGCACCGAGACCUUCUACACAGCCGGGAAUUAUCAAUAUUCCUUCGGUACCGCAACCUGUUUACCCAACACCACAGGCUCCGGUUUACGACGUAAACUAUCCAACACAACACCCUGUGAUUGCACCGCAACCUGGAGUAAUUAAUAUUCCAUCGUCGCCACAGCCAGUGCCUCCGGUUUCUCAACGUCCCGUCUUUAUACCAUCACCUAUAAAUACGACACCUGCUCCACAACCAGGAGUUAUAAACAUACCCUCAGUGGCACAUCCAGUGCAUCCAACGUACCAACCUCCGGUUGUACAGCGACCGGCCAUUUACGAUGUGUAUUAUCCACCACCUCCGGCACGACCGGGAGUGAUCAAUAUUCCUUCUGCGCCACGGCCUAUAUAUCCCGUGCCCCAGCAACCGAUCUACGUACCAGCUCCAGUUCUAAAUAUUCCGGCCCCAAGACCAGUCAUACACAACAUUCCCUCGGUACCGCAACCAACGUAUCCAUAUCAGAAUCCACCUAUUCAGGACAUCAGUUAUCCAGCUCCGCAACCAUCUCCGCCAGUACCAGGAAUAAUAAAUAUACCUUCGGUGCCACAACCUGUGGCAGUACCCACUCCAGGUGUUAUAAAUAUUCCCUCGCAACCCUCUCCACCGAUCUCGGUACCGGCACCAGGAAUUGUUAACAUUCCAUCGGUACCACAACCUGCGUAUCCAACUCCGAAUCCACCUGUUUACGAUGUCAACUAUCCAACUCCACAACCCACUCCUCCAGCACCAGGAAUUGUCAAUAUUCCCUCGGUGCCUCAACCCACUCCAGUACCCACUCCUGGUGUUAUAAAUAUUCCCUCGCAACCAUCUCCACCGAUCUCGGUACCGACACCAGGAAUUGUUAACAUUCCAUCGGUACCACAACCUGCGUAUCCAACUCCGAAUCCACCUGUUUACGAUGUCAACUAUCCAACUCCACAACCCACUCCUCCAGCACCAGGAAUAGUCAAUAUUCCCUCGGUGCCUCAACCCACUCCAGUACCCACUCCUGGUGUUAUAAAUAUUCCCUCGCAACCAUCUCCACCGAUCUCGGUACCGACACCAGGAAUUGUUAACAUUCCAUCGGUUCCACAACCUACGUAUCCAACUCCGAAUCCUCCUGUUUACGAUGUAAACUAUCCAACUCCAAAACCCACUGCUUCAGCACCAGGAAUUGUCAAUAUUCCAACGGUGCCUCAACCAGUGCCAUCUCCCACUCCUGGCGUGAUAAAUAUACCAUCACAACCUUCCCCUCCGAUCUCAGAACCAACUUCAGGAAUUGUAAAUAUUCCCUCUAUUCCACAACCGACGCCUCAGCCUACUCCUCCGACUCCUGGAAUUAUAAAUAUUCCUUCUGUACCUCAGCCGGUACCGUCACACACCCCUGGCGUGAUAAAUAUACCAUCACAACCUUCUCCUCCGGUCUCGGUACCGACACCGGGUAUUGUGAAUAUUCCAUCUGUUCCACAACCGACGUAUCCACCUUCAAAUCCACCCGUUUACGAUGUCAACUAUCCAACGUCCCAACCAACUCCUCCAGCACCAGGAAUUAUUAAUAUUCCUUCUGUGCCCCAGCCGGCGCCAUCACCUACUCCUGGCGUUAUAAAUAUACCUUCGCAACCGUCACCACCAACUUCAGUGCAACAGCCAGGAGUAAUAAGCAUUCCAUCGCUACCCCAACCCACAACUUCAACCACUCAACAUCCGAUACAUAAUGUCCAAUAUGAGACCCAGAAACCACAACCUAUCCCUGGAGUGGUCAACAUACCCUCAGUUCCACAACCGCCGUAUCCAACUCAAAGGCCAUCCUACCAGGAUAUUAGUUACCCAACAUCACAGCCAAGUCCUCCGGUACCUGGAAUCAUAAAUAUUCCCUCGGUUCCCCAGCCUGUGCCCUCAUCAACUCCUGGAGUGAUCAAUGUACCCUCACAACCAUCCCAACCGGUACCAGCACCAACGCCUGGAAUUAUCAAUAUUCCCUCGGCACCACAGCCUAUACCAAAUCCUGUGCACGAGGUCCACUACGACACUCAGAGACCGCAACCUGUUCCUGGAGUGGUCAAAGUUCCAGCUCGACCCAACUACGAUGUGGCCAGACCAGAUUUCGAGUUCAACCCGUGCUAUCCAUCGCCGUGCGGACCUUACUCGCAUUGUCACAAUCGAUUUGGUGUGGCUGCCUGCGUUUGUCUGCCAAACUACAGAGGAACUCCACCCAAUUGUCGACCGGAAUGCGUCAUCAACUCCGAUUGUCCAUCCAACUUGGCUUGCAUCAACGAACAGUGUCGAGAUCCUUGCCCAGGAUCUUGUGCCUACAAUGCCUUAUGUCGUGUACACGAACACGAGCCAAAUUGCUUCUGUCGACAUGGUUACACCGGAGAUCCGUAUGUUUCCUGUCAACCCACACCCAUAGCCCCAGAGGUUCAACGUGAGCCCGUCGAGGCGAAGGAUCCGUGUUAUCCAUCAAUCUGCGGGCCAAACGCCGUUUGCAAUAACGGAAAGUGCAGCUGCAUACCGGAAUAUAGAGGAGAUCCCUAUGUUGGCUGUCGACCAGAAUGCGUUCUUAAUACGGACUGUGCGAAGGAUAAGGCUUGUAUCGGCCAGAAGUGCCAGGAUCCUUGUCCAGGAACUUGCGGACUCAAUGCCUUGUGUCAUGUGUACUACCAUGUGGCCACCUGCACUUGUCCGGAGGAAAUGCAAGGAAAUGCCUAUGUGAGAUGUGAUCCGACUCCCAAGCGCGAUCCUCCUGUCCCACCAGCAUCACCCACGACUUUGCCGGCCCUGGUGCCCCAACGUGCUCCGAUCGAUCCCUGCCGGAACUCACCUUGUGGGCCCAAUGCCCAGUGCCGAGCCUACUAUGAAACGGCUAUUUGCUAUUGCUUACCUGAUUUUGUUGGAACUCCACCCAACUGUCGUCCAGAGUGUACCUCGAACUCGGACUGUCCCCUUGACAAAUACUGUCUGAAUCUCAGGUGUCGCGAUCCGUGUCCAGGGGCUUGUGGCUUCCGUGCCAUUUGCCAUGUCCAGAACCACGGUCCACGGUGCGUGUGUCCACCCCACUUGACGGGUGAUCCGCACGUGUCUUGCCAAAACAUAGGUAUACCGAAAAUAACGACCAUACCAAAUGAACCCGAAGCUAAUAUUACUUUUUUAGUUGUUCCCCCUGUAGAACGCGACGUAGUGAAUCCCUGCCAGCCCUCGACCUGCGGCCCCUACUCCGAGUGCCAAGUCACUGCGGGUGGAGCUCGUUGCUCCUGCCUGCCCCAGUACUUCGGCACCCCACCCUUCUGUCGUCCAGAGUGCGUUAACAGCGCCGAUUGUCCGGCGGAUAAGGCGUGCCGGAAUUACAAAUGCAUUGAUCCCUGCCCCGGCAGCUGUGGUCUCUCGGCUCUCUGUCGUGUUGUGGCACAUAGCCCCGUGUGCUACUGUCCCGAAGGUUAUGUGGGCAAUGCUUAUAGCAUCUGCACCCGACCAGAACCAAGUCCACCUGCCGUGAGAGUCCUUCCCUGCCAUCCCAGUCCAUGUGGAGUCAAUGCUUUCUGUCAACCCCACUUCGACUUUAGCCUUUGCCAGUGUCUGCCGGGCUACUAUGGCAAUCCUUCCGAGAUCUGCCGACCCGAAUGCACUGUCAACUCGGAUUGUCCAAGUCACAGGGCUUGCAUGAGCGAGAAGUGUGGCGACCCCUGUCCCGGGGUUUGUGGCAUCAAUGCCCUCUGUCAGGUCAUCAACCACAACCCGGUGUGUGAAUGCCACCCAGGUCAUGUGGGCAAUCCCUACCGCAGCUGUCACCUUCCUCAGCGAGAACCCCCCACACCGGAAUAUGUGAACCCCUGUCAGCCGUCUCCUUGUGGGGCCAAUUCCCAGUGUCGCGAGUCCCAGGGUCAGGCCAUCUGCUCCUGCCUGCCGGAGUUCGUGGGUACUCCACCCUCCUGUCGGCCCGAGUGUGUGAUCAGCGCCGAGUGUCCAGCGGACAAGGCAUGCAUCAACCAGAAGUGCCAGGACCCAUGUCCCGGAGCUUGUGGCUUGAAUGCCCAGUGCCAUGUGCGUAACCACAGUCCGCUGUGCUCGUGUCAGCCCGGAUUCAACGGAGAUGCUCUGACCCGCUGUCUGCCAGUGCCACCACCACAACCACCCAAAUCGAAUGACAUCCGCGAUCCUUGCGUGCCAACUCCCUGUGGACCCUACUCACAGUGUCGCGUGGUUAAUGGUGGAGCCAGUUGCAGUUGCCUGCCGAACUAUGUAGGAGCUGCGCCGUACUGCCGUCCAGAAUGCACCAUCAACGCGGAGUGUCCCAGCAAUUUGGCCUGCAUCAACGAGAAGUGCCGUGAUCCAUGUCCUGGAUCCUGUGGCUUUGAAGCCCAGUGCAAUGUCAUCAAUCACACGCCUAAUUGCUUCUGUCCCGCUGGUUACACGGGAGAUCCGUUCACCAGUUGCCGAUUGCUGCCACCGCCUCCACCUCCAAAGACUCCCUCCGAUCCUUGCCAGCCCUCGCCAUGCGGAGCCAAUGCUGUGUGCAAUAAUGGUCAGUGCUCUUGCCUGCCUGAGUACCAGGGUGAUCCCUACACCGGAUGCCGUCCGGAGUGCGUUCUGAACUCGGAUUGUGCCAGGAAUAGGGCUUGUGUGAACCAGAAGUGCGUGGAUCCUUGUCCAGGACACUGUGGCAUCAAUGCCCUCUGCGAUGCCGUCAACCACAUUGCCAUGUGUCACUGCCCCGAGCGGAUGACGGGCAAUGCGUUUGUGUCCUGCCAGCCAAUACGGGAUGAGCCACCGCAACCCACUCCCAAUCCCUGCCAGCCCUCGCCGUGCGGAGCAAAUUCACAGUGCCUGGAGAGGAAUGGCAACGCCAUCUGCUCCUGCCUGGCGGGAUACUUUGGACAGCCGCCCAACUGCCAACUGGAGUGCUACUCCAGCUCCGACUGCUCCCAGGUGCACAGCUGCAUCAACAACAAGUGCGUGGACCCUUGUCCUGGAAAAUGUGGCCUGAAUGCCGUGUGCCAGGCUAUCCAGCAUAGAGCCCAUUGCGAGUGCAUCCCGAGAUACACUGGAAAUGCCUACGUUAUGUGCAAUCCCAUUCCCGUGCCCAGGAUACCCGAACCAGUUCGCGAUCCUUGUCGACCCUCCCCUUGUGGUUCCAACUCCCAAUGCACCAACGUGAAUGGUCAGGCGGAGUGCCGCUGCCUGCCGGAGUUCCAAGGAACGCCGCCAAACUGCCGGCCCGAGUGCGUCAGUCACGAUGAGUGCGCCAAUCACCUGGCCUGCAUGAAUCAGAAGUGUGGCGAUCCCUGUCCCGGAAGCUGUGGCCAGAGUGCUCAAUGCACGGUCAGUCUUCACAUACCCAACUGUCUGUGCCCUGCGGGCAUGACUGGUGAUCCAUUCCGGAUUUGCCUGCCCAAGCCGCGUGACGAACCCAAGCCCCCGCCGACUCCCAAGAAUCCCUGCUACCCGUCUCCGUGUGGAACCAACGCCGUUUGCCGCGUCCAAGGAGAGAACUACGUUUGCGAGUGCAGCCAACUGGAGUACAUUGGCAAUCCCUAUGAGGGAUGUCGUCCCGAAUGCGUGGGCAACUCCGAGUGUCCAGCCAAUCAGGCUUGCAUCCGCAGCAAGUGCCAGGAUCCUUGUCCGGGAGUGUGUGGCCUGGAGGCCAUUUGCACCAUGAACAACCACAUACCGGUCUGCUCCUGCCCACCGGGCUACACGGGCAAUGCAUUUGCCCAGUGUACCCGUCAGUUGACACCACCUCCUCCAUCGGAUCCUUGCUAUCCCUCGCCUUGUGGACCCAAUUCCCUUUGCCGAGUGCAGAACGAGAAGGCCGUGUGCGAGUGCCUGCCCGGAUUCUUCGGUAAUCCGCAGGCCCAGGGCUGUCGCCCGGAGUGCACCCUCAGCUCGGACUGUGCCAAGGAUCGAGCGUGCAUCAACUCCAAGUGUGUGGAUGCCUGCGUGGGAGAGUGUGGAUUCGGAGCCGUUUGCCAGACGAUCAACCACAGCCCCGUGUGCAGUUGUCCCGCCAACAUGGUGGGCAAUCCCUUCGUCCAGUGCGAGGAACCACGCCAAGCGGAGCCCAUCGAUCCCUGCAAUCCUUCGCCGUGCCGCAGCAAUGGAAUCUGUCGCGUCUACAACGGAGCUGCCACGUGCAGUUAUCCGGAGUGCGUGAUCAACGAGGAUUGCUCAAGGGAUAGGGCUUGCGUGAGCCAAAAGUGCCGUGACCCAUGCCUGAAUGCCUGCGGCAUCAAUGCCAUCUGUCGGGCCAUCAACCACAAGGCUGUCUGCAGCUGUCCACCGGAGUUCUAUGGUUCCCCGUAUGCCCAAUGUCUAAGACAGAUCCCAGAGCCGUUGCCCAAGCCUGAGUGCGUGAGCGAUGGCGAUUGCACCAAUGACAAGGCCUGCAUCAACCAGGUUUGCCGCAAUCCCUGCGAGCAAUCGAACCUCUGCGCCCAACAGGCACGCUGCCAUGUCCAGCUCCACAGGCCUCUGUGCGUCUGCAAUGAGGGAUAUACCGGAAACGCCCAGCAGAAUUGCUUCCUUCUGGGAUGUCGAUCGGAUGGAGAGUGUGCCGCCAAUGAGGCUUGUAUUAAUCAGCAGUGCGUGGAUCCCUGUAGCUUCACACAGUGCGGAACAGGAGCCAUCUGCCGAGCGGACUUCAACCACCGAGCUAGGUGUCAUUGCCCGGAUGGAUACCGCGGCAAUCCUCUGGUGCGCUGCGAACGUCCAGAGUGUCGCUCCGAUGACGAGUGUGCCUUCCACCUGGCCUGCCGCAACGAACGCUGCGAGGAUCCCUGCAACUGUGGCCUUGGAGCCCAGUGCCGCGUUGAGAACCACCGUGCCCAGUGCCGUUGCCCAGCUGGUUUCAGUGGAAACCCGGCCGUGCGAUGCGACCUGGUGCCAACGCAACCGGAGGGCUGCACUAUGGAUGCCGAGUGUCCCAGCAAACUGGCCUGCUUUGGCGGCGAGUGCAAGAACCCGUGCGAUGUGACGCAUCCGUGUGGCGCCAAUGCCAUCUGCGAGGUGGUGGACACCCUACCGCUCCGCACCAUGAUGUGCAGCUGCCUACCUGGCUUUGUGGGUGAGGCCGACAUUGGAUGUCACAAAGAACCCCCGCGAGAUCAGGGCUGCACGUCGCAUGAUCAGUGCCAGGAUACGGAAGCCUGCCGUGGCGGAAACUGCGUCAAUCCCUGUCUGGAUAACUCGCCUUGUGCCCGUACUGCCCAGUGCUUGGCCCAGCAGCACCGUGCCAUUUGCAGCUGUCCUGAGAGAACCCAGGGAGAUCCAUUCACCAACUGCUACGAGCCACCUGAAAUCAAGACAGGAUGCACCCACGAUUCGGAGUGCCCGCCGACCACGGCCUGCAUCAACAAACGCUGCGAGAAUCCUUGUGCCGAGGCCAAUCCUUGCGCCGGAAAUGCCGAGUGCCGCGUGCAGAACUCCCGACCAAUCUGCUUCUGUCCAGCUGGCUGGGGUGGUGACCCACAAGUCCAGUGCUACAAACCCGAGUGCAAGAUCAAUGCCGACUGUCCUUAUGACAAGACCUGCUUGAACGAGAACUGCGUGGACCCGUGCACCCACGGCCAGGUGCGCUGCGGCAGUGGAGCCCAGUGCCUGGCCCAGAACCACCAGGCUGUGUGCAUCUGUCCAUCCGGAACUCAGGGCAAUCCCUUCAUCUCCUGCAUCACGGGACACUGUCAGUACAACGAGGAUUGUGCGGACCACGAAGCCUGCGAUCGUCUGAAUCGCGUGUGCCGACCGGUUUGUGACCAGGAGACCUGCGCCCUGAACGCCAUCUGUGUGGGUCGUCGCCAUCAGCCGCAGUGCGAGUGCCGACCCGGUUACCAGGGCAAUCCGCAUGUCCAGUGCGAUAUACCAGUGAAGACGCCCAAGCCUCAGUGCACACAGGAUGCCGACUGUCCAUCGAAACUGGCCUGCAUCAAUGAGCGUUGCGCAGAUCCCUGUGCCACGCCUCAUGUUUGCACUCCGCAACAGACGUGCACGGUUCUGGAUACCCUUCCCAAGCGCGCCAUGGCCUGCAAGUGUCCCGGUGACACGGUGACGGAUGUCUCCCGCAACUGUGUGCCCAUCACUGUGCCCAAGGUGAUCACCGGCUGUCAGCACAACUCCGAGUGCGCCAAUCCCGAGGUCUGCUCGAAUGGAAACUGCCUGGAUGCCUGCCGUCUGGAAAGGUGUGGUGUUAACGCUCAGUGUACCGCCAGGGAUCACUAUGCCCAGUGCACUUGCCCGAAGGGCUUCCAAGGCAACCCCCGCAUCGAGUGCUAUACCACGGAGGUGGACAGACCAAGGAUCCCCAAUCCUGGCUGCUCUCGCAACGAUGAUUGCCCCAGUGAUCAGAUCUGUCGCAACGAGAUCUGCGUGAGUCCAUGUGACUCGGAUGCCUGUGGAAUCGGCGCCUACUGCCAUGUGCAGCAGCGCAAGGCCAUCUGCCGCUGUCCACCUGGCUAUGCCGGCAACCCACAGGAACGCUGCCUGCCACCAUCCGAUGUGAUCCUGGUUGGCUGCAAGUCCAGCACCGAGUGCCCGUUGAACGAGGCCUGCAUCAACACCCAGUGCGCCAGUCCUUGCAACUGCGGACCGAAUGCCGAGUGCACGGUGAAGAACCACCAUCCGAUCUGCUACUGCAAGCCAGGAUUCUCCGGAAAUGCCCAGUUUGGAUGCGCACCCAUUGGCUGCCAGUCGGAUGACGAGUGCAGCGGUGACAAGCAGUGCGUGAACCGCGAGUGCAUCAAUCCCUGCCUGGCCAGCGAUCCGUGUGCCCUGAAUGCCGAGUGCUUUGGACGCAACCAUCGCGCCAAUUGCCGCUGUCCCGUGGGAUUGGAGGGUGAUCCGUUUGUGCGCUGUCUGCGCCUGGAAUGCCACUCGGACUACGACUGCGCCUCAAACCUGGCCUGUGUGUCCAACGAAUGUGUAAGCCCAUGUGGCCAGAGGAAUCCAUGCGCCCAGAAUGCCAUCUGCCAGGCCCUGCAGCAUCGCGCUGUCUGCCGCUGUCCGGAUCAAUUGCCCUUGGGCAACCCGUACGGCUAUUGUGAGGCCAGACGAGUGGAGCCAGUGUGUCGGGAUGAUGGAGAUUGCCCCAGCAAGCUGGCCUGCAUCGAUGACAAGUGCCAGAACCCGUGCACAGAGCUCUCCCCGUGCCACCAGACCGCCCAGUGCAGUGUGCUGGACAGCGUUCCGGUGAGAACCAUGGUGUGUGAGUGCGCCGAGUACGAGGUGCCCGAUGCCAGUGGAGCGUGCCGCAAGAUGGUGCCGCCCAGACAGCCAGGAUGCGACAGCGACCAGGACUGCCCCGACCAAGAGGCCUGCAUCCAUGCCCAGUGCCGCAACCCAUGCAACUGUGGAACCAACGCCGUCUGCCAGGUGACCCAACAUCGCGCCGUGUGCAGCUGCCAGGACGGAUUCGAGGGUAAUCCCUAUGCCGCCUGUCGCUCCAUUGGAUGCCGCGUCGACGGUGAGUGCGACUCGGGCAAGGCCUGCAUCAACGGUGACUGCAUCAACCCGUGCCUGAUCAACGAUCCCUGUGGACCCAAUGCCGAGUGCUAUGUGCAAUCGAACCGUGCCCAGUGCCGCUGCCUGAGUGGCUACCGUGGUAAUCCUUACGAGCGUUGUCGCGUCAUCGGCUGCAGCAGCAACAACGACUGUCCCACGGACAAGACCUGCCAGAACGAGCAGUGUGUGAAUCCCUGCAUCUACCACAACCCCUGUGCCCCGCGAGCGGAGUGCAGGGCCCAGAACCACCUGGCCGUGUGCCGUUGCCCCGCCGAAUUCCUGGGCAAUCCCUACGUGGACUGCCGACCGCCUCCUCAACCUAUCUGCCAGUUGGAUACCGAUUGUCCUGGCCGCCAGGCCUGCAUCAACGAACAGUGUGUGAAUCCUUGUACUGUUUUGGAACCGUGUCAGCGACCUGCUCUCUGUGAGGUGACCCCCACAUCGCCAGUGCGCACGAUGCUCUGCAUCUGCCCGGAUGGCUAUGUCAGCCAAGGCAAGGGAGGAUGCAAGCCCACGCAGGGUGUCAGGGAUGUUGGAGGCUGUAUCUCGGACUCGGACUGUCCGGCGGAUAAGUCCUGCCUGAACAGCGUCUGCCGAGAUCCCUGCAACUGCGGCUUGAAUGCCGAGUGCCGCAUCAAGGAUCACAAGCCCGUAUGCACGUGUCGUCAAGGAUUCGAGGGCAACCCAGAGUUCGAGUGCGCCAAGAUCGAGUGCAGCAUCAAUUCGGAUUGUCCGGGAACUCACAAGUGCCGCAAUCAGCUGUGCAUCCCUGCCUGCCAGGGUGAGCAGUGUGGAAGCAAUGCCCAGUGCUUGGCCAUUGAGCAUCGUGCGGUCUGCGAGUGCAUUCCAGGACAUGGAGGAAAUGCCAGGAUUGCCUGUACCCCGUUGGGAUGCCGAUCCGAUGACGAAUGUCCCACGGACCGGGCGUGUGUGAAUGGUAAAUGCGAUGACGUGUGUACAACAACUGCGAUCUGUGCCCAAGACGAGGUGUGCAAGGUGUACCAGCACCGACCGCAGUGCGCCUGCCCGCCAGGAACCGUGCCCGGAAGGAAUGGCUGCGAGUCGGAACGCCACGUGCCCAUCUGCAUCAGCGAUGCGGAUUGUCCAAGCCAGAAGGCCUGCCUGCGCGGUGAAUGCGUGAAUCCCUGCAAUGCCACCGAACCAUGUGGUGUGAAUGCCUUCUGCAGCGUCCGAGACACUUUACCAGUGAGAACCAUGAUCUGCGAGUGCCUGGAGGGAUACACCGGCAACCCGGCGGUGCAGUGCGACAAGCGCUCCCUGUGCGUCAUCGAGAAGGGCUUCGUGCGGGAUGUGGAUGGACAGUGUGUCUGCCCACCGGGAACCGCCCUGGAUAUCUACGAAUACUGCACGCCGUGCCGCGAGGAGCAGGGCUUCCGCAUCGACGAGAGCGGUCACUGUGUGUGCGCCCUGGAGCGUGGCAUGGUGAUCGACGAACGUGGUCGCUGCACUUGUCCCAUUGAGCUGGGCUACCGCCUGACUCCCCGUGGCGAGUGCCAGCCAGAGGAGCCGCCAGAGUGCACGAGCAACGACCAGUGCGCCGACAACCGCUUCUGCAACCUGGACACCAAGACCUGCGAGGAUCCCUGCCUGACCAAGGUGUGCGGCGUGAAUGCCUUCUGCAAUGCGGUGAACCACCGAGCACAGUGCCAGUGCAUCACUGGCUACACUGGCAACCCGGAGCUGCACUGCAACCACACCAACUUCCGCACCGAUUUCCCACGUCCCGACAUGGUGGUCAGCUGUCUGGCCGAUGGCGUCCAGGUGGAGAUCCACAUCACGGAGCCCGGAUUCAACGGAGUGCUGUACGUGAAGGGUCACAGCAAGGACGAGGAGUGCCGUCGCGUGGUUAACCUGGCCGGUGAGACAGUGCCCCGUACCGAGAUCUUCCGCGUCCACUUCGGCAGCUGUGGCAUGCAGGCAGUGAAGGAUGUGGCCAGCUUUGUACUGGUCAUCCAGAAGCAUCCCAAGCUGGUUACCUACAAGGCCCAGGCGUACAACAUCAAGUGUGUCUACCAGACGGGCGAGAAGAACGUGACCCUAGGAUUCAACGUGUCCAUGCUGACGACAGCCGGAACCAUAGCCAACACCGGACCACCGCCCAUCUGCCAGAUGCGCAUCAUCACCAACGAGGGUGAGGAGAUCAAUUCGGCCGAGAUCGGAGACAAUCUCAAGCUGCAAGUGGAUGUGGAGCCAGCCACCAUUUAUGGAGGCUUCGCCCGCUCCUGUAUUGCCAAGACCAUGGAGGACAACAUACAGAACGAAUAUCUGGUCACGGAUGAGAACGGCUGUGCCACGGAUACCAGCAUCUUCGGAAACUGGGAGUACAAUCCGGACACGAACAGCCUGCUGGCCAGUUUCAAUGCCUUCAAGUUCCCGUCGAGCGACAACAUCCGCUUCCAGUGCAACAUACGCGUCUGCUUCGGACGCUGCCAACCGGUCAACUGUGGUGGCUACAACGCCUUCGGGCGACGUCGCCGCUCCAUUGAGGACAACUCCAACGACACGACCGCCAUUGCCACGAAUUCGGGUGUGGAGGGUCAACUGCGCGAGGAGAUCACCAUCUCGUCGAAUGCCAUUCUGACCUUCGAGAAGCGCAGCGGUCAAGGCCUCAAUGAUGCCAACAUUAAACCGGCGGCCCAGCGAGUCGAGGAUAUUUGCGUGUCCAUGGUGGGACUGAUCAUAGCCCUGGUCAUCACGGCCCUGCUGGCCUUGGUAGCCGUGGCCGUGGCUGUUUCCUGCUGGCUGAUGGCCUACAGGAGGCGACCCAAGACCAUUGCGCCCCUGCCCCAUCCGCCGGAGUUCCCCAACCCGCUGUUCGCCAAUCCCGACGCUGCGCCCGAGCCAACGCCGGACUACAUCUCCUAAACGUAACGUAACGAUACACUGACAUACCAACACACCUAGCUAUACCCUUAGUCCGUAAGAAAAUCGAAUGAUAAUGAAAACUAUGUGAAUAUUUGAAAGGCAAGUGCAAAAGGUUUAUGCGGAAUGCAAAACAGAUCAAAUCGCGAACGAUUAGCAAUCAAUGUUAAGAAGAAGAAAAACAAAAGUACAGUUGUGAGCUGAAAGUGUAGUCGGCUCUGUUGGCCGUAAAACGAAACUAUGAAAAAGAUUGAACUAUUGUAAAAAGCAAAAAUGACGAAGCGAGAAUCGCAUGAGCAGUGCGAUGAAAGUAAUUUAGUAGCUUAAGAAAAUAAUUUUAUUAAUUGUAUUAACGUUUAGUAUUCUCCCUCCUACUAACAUGAGAAUUCCGCGUAGUGUUUGUACGUUCAGCUGCCUCACAUAGAGAGUCCACGAACUGCCAAACAGAUGUGAGGGAACUCACCGCAUAGAGAGUGCAGCUACAACGAAUUCUCGUCCUCUAACGACAACUUCUUCAUUAGUCGGUUACCAAUAUUACUACUGUUAUGUAUGUAUAACUCAAGACUUCCUAUAAACAUUUAGGGUGUGGGUAGUAGCAACGACACUUUGUAUUAUAGCACAGACACACGCACACAACUACUUCCUGUAAUUUAGACACGAACUCUACUCGCCCGUUAAAAUUGAAAACUGCCUUUGAUUUCCAACAAGAACGAACAAUGCACCCCAGAAUACUCUCUAGCAGUCUGUAAGAGAUCGUUGGUCCUCGAUCGAUGGGAUACGAGACCGCGUCUAUCGCCUAUAACCACCGGACAAUAUGCCAACGAUUGUCCCAGUUGGCUUGUAGGAAAGCUCAGGAGUCAAAACACACACACACACACACACACACACCGAAGAAAACCGAGCACUCCGAGCAGCUUAUAAGACGUGGAAAUGGAUCCACUGAGGUCCGGGCACCGACUCAUUGAGGGAACAUAACUAUAACUGCCACUGCGGCGUCAUCAGCGCACAAAAGAUACUUAUCUAAUGCAUAGGAAAUACUAGGUUCGUUUUAAUUUUAAUCGCAACGACGACUAAUGGAGGAUUUGAUUUUGACCACUGUCCCUCGACCACUUACUCGUACUACCCUCCACUAUGAUUAACCAUUAUUUUUAUAGUUUUAUAGUCAAUUAAUAUUAAAUUGUUGUGAUUGUUUUUAAUGCAAAAGAGAUACUUCCACUAACUUACUAAUAUGUAGAGACAAAAGUAUAGCGAGUACUUAAAAAGGCAACGAACCAGCGCCCCUGCCCCGCCCCCCAAUUCCUUCGCCAUGGGGCGCAGCACGCCCCUGUCAACGCGCCGGAAACUAUGCAGCGAAUUUCCGUUUCCGGCGCCCGUUUCACAGAGCAUGUCUGUUCCUGAUGCGACCGCGGGGACUGCGGAAUGGCGGGGUCGCGGGCCUGGAUAAUUAAAUUAUUAAAAAUGAAGUUUUAAAUUAAUAUUAUUAAACGUAAACAAAAUGUAUAGUCACUACUUUAAGAAGAAAGAUAAAUUUCUUUAUAGUAAAAUACCAUGCAAAAUAAACUCGCACUCAGACACGUACACAAAGAGACAGAAUUUGUAAAUAAUACACAGGCAAACUCUAUGGUAUUUUUAGUAGCGCAUUAUUGUGUAUAGGUUUCUACACGUUGACUCUCAAAACCGAACUAAAUCACAGGCUAACCCUAACCCUAACCCCUGCCAGGCAUAAAAUUAUUUUCUUAAAUCCACAGCCAGAGUAGAAUAUUCAAGGAAGUGCACAAAUCUUGCAACAGCCUCGUUCACAAUUACCAAACACUUUUAUUUUUCUUUACAAGAACCACCUACGAAUCUGAUCCUAACUAGAAUUACACACAUUGAACAUAGACGAAACUUUUUGCACUGGCAGCAAAUAUAAAAGAUAUAAUAAUAAGAGCCCAGCUGCUCUUAUUGUAAAAAGCAAACAAUAGUUAAAUUGUACUUAUAAAGAAAUGUAUUUAAAAGCAAAAACGAGAAACGAAAAAAUAAUUGUAAUCGCUUAUUGUAAACUAAUAAAUAAAUAAAUAAAUAUAAAUAAACACAA
This is a messenger RNA of Drosophila biarmipes, 61482 nucleotides long. RefSeq lists its product as uncharacterized. The transcript has 79 exons. Gene Ontology annotation, cellular component: nucleus; extracellular region. The record is from RefSeq and is a predicted model, not a curated record. The coding region runs from base 513 to 59408 and encodes 19631 amino acids. NCBI's taxonomy places the organism in Eukaryota, Metazoa, Arthropoda, Insecta, Diptera, Drosophilidae. Gene Ontology annotation, molecular function: calcium ion binding; zinc ion binding; peptidase inhibitor activity.